CCUUGCCUCGGGUGUAGGGAUUGCAAGGGAAAAGCAAAACUACACGGUCUUUACUCCUGUGUAGUUUUGUUUUUUUGGGGGGUCGUUUUGAGGUUCAACUGUUCUCACCUUGGAUAUUCAGGAAACAUACUGGAUAAAAGGAUUGUUGCUGAGGCAGUGGCCUUCUGGGCACAGUCCCAUCAAUUAUAGGCACCAGUAUAAUCCAAGGUGCCUACCAUGACGACACAGGCGCCAACGUUUACACAGCCGCUUCAGAGCGUUGUGGCACUUGAGGGUAGUGCUGCAACGUUCGAAGUUCAAGUUAGUGGUACCCCAGUUCCUGAGGUGAGCUGGUUUCGUGAUGGCCAGGUUCUUUCUGCUGCCGCUCUGCCCGGCGUUCAGAUCUCGUUCAGCGAAGGCCGCGCUGUUCUGAGGAUCCCCGCCGUGACAGCCGCACACAGUGGAAGAUUUUCAGUGAGAGCCACCAAUGGAGCUGGACAAGCCACUAGCACUGCUGAACUUUUGGUUACAGCGGAAACUGCGCUGCCGACUUUUAUUCAGAGACUACAAAGCAUGACUGUGAGACAAGGAAGCAAAUUGAGACUGGAUGUCCGUGUGACAGGAAUCCCUACACCUGUGGUGAAGUUUUACAGAGAAGGAGCUGAGAUUCAAAGCUCCGCUGACUUUCAGAUUGUUCAAGACGGAGACCUCUACAGUUUGUUGAUUGCAGAGGCUUUUCCUGAAGACUCUGGUACAUACUCAGUAAUCGCAUCCAACAGCAGUGGACGUGCCACUUCAACUGCAGAACUACUGGUUCAAGGUGAAGAAGUUGCAGUGCCUGCUAAGAAGACCAAGACAGUUGUUUCGAACGCUCAGAUUUCACAAACCAAGCUGGAAAAGAAAGUGGAGACUCACUUUGAGUCGUCAGCCAUGAUAGAAAUGCAAAUGGAGGGAGGUGUUGAGAUUCAGCAUUUGGCUCACAAGACACCCCCUCGUGUGCCUGGAAAACCAACCUCGAUGUCCCCGACACCACCUUCGGCAGCUUCAAAGGUUGCAGCUGCUCGUCACCAGUCACCUUCCCCCGUAAGACACGUGAAGGCUCCAACUCCCACCCCUGUGAGGGCUGGUUCCCCAACUUCACGAGUUUCUGUGUCCCCUAUCAGACCUGUCAAAUCUCCGUUAACCACACGCAAGUAUGUCACAGAGGCUACGGAUGUUCUGCCUCCAUGGAAGCAAGAAGGAUAUGUAGCAGAAUCCAGCUACACUACCAUGACUACAGGACCCGCAUAUGUCCAGACCUCUUCCACACACAUCCAGAAGGAACAGUGGGAGGGCUCUUUUGCCAUGCAGCAACAGAUCAGUGGAGCUAUUAUCAAAGAGAUGAAAUCAGAUGUUGAGGACACUGCAAUGCUGAUGAUUCCAGAAGAAGAACAUUUUCAUGAAAAUGAUGACAGUUUUCUCGACGGUGCUCUAGCAGAGCAAACAGCACCAGACACCAGCCCAAACUUUGAAACUUGCGCUUGUAUUGAGGAGGCCGUGGAGGAUGCAAUGAUCCCUUCACAUACACGAAUGCAGGUGAUGCCACCGACAGUUGUGGCUGGCUUGAAGAACCAGACUGUUACUGAAGGAGAGUCUGUGACUCUGGAGUGCCAAAUCACAGGCUACCCGUCACCAGGCAUUAUAUGGUUUAGAGAGGACUACAGGAUUGAAAGCUCUAUCGACUUCCAGAUCACAUAUGAGCAAGGAUAUGCUCGUUUAAUGAUCCGUGAGGCCUUUGCUGAGGACAGUGGACGUUUUACUUGCACUGCAACAAACGAGGCUGGAACAAUCAGCACCUCCUGCUACCUGCUUGUGCAAGUCUCAGAAGAAAUUGAGAGUCGGGAGGAUUUGACUGCUAUUUCUGAACAUGUCGAAGUAUCUAUGCAAGAAAAACAAAUUGCAGCUGAUGUCAGAACUCAAGAAACCAGAACUGAAGUCAGUGCUGUAUUUGAGUCAGUAGACACUGGAGCAGGUGUGGCUCCAUUCUUUGUGAAGAAGCCCACAGUGCAGAAACUGGUAGAAGGUGAUAGUGUUGUCUUUGAAUGCCAGAUUGGAGGAAGUCCCAAACCUCACAUUUACUGGAAAAAGAAUGGAAUACCACUGACUACUGGAUACAGAUAUAAAGUCGCUUACAAUAAAGAAACAGGCCAAUGCAAAUUGGAGAUUUCUAUGACAUUUUCUGAUGAUGCUGGAGAAUACAUAGUGUUUGCCAGGAACAAGCUUGGAGAGGAAUCUGCAUCAGCUUUGCUGCUUAAUGAAGAGGCCUAUGAAGCUUACAUAAAAGAACAUGAAGUAACAUAUAUGACUGAAGUGACUACAGGAGUGACACUGGAGCCCAAAGCCGGUGAUGUUCCACCUGUAUUUACAAAUGAACUUGAAAAAGAGCAACUUAUCAUCCAAAGGAAGAUGGCUAAGAAAACACAAAUGAUGCAGACCUUCACAUCUGAGGAGGAGUUCCAAAUAUCUUCUGUUGAGCAGAGGUUCAUGUAUGAGAUUGAAUGUCAUCUUCUUAAGAUCACAUACCAGAAAUUGUUGGCUGAAGAUGGGGAGCAAAUGGACAUAACCAUUUCCGAGCAUGAGUGUGUAUCCCCAGUUUUUACAACUCCCGUGAAAAAUUACAAGCUCAGGGAAGGAAUGAGUGCUACACUGCACUUUAGAAUGACCGGAACUCCACUUCCUAAGAUUGCCUGGUUUAAAGAUGGCAAACGCAUAAGACAUGGAGACCAUUAUCAAAUGGAGGUUCUUAGUGAUGGUCGAGCCAGUCUACGUCUUCCUGUGGUGCUGCCAGAGGAUGAGGGAAUCUACACUGCUCUGAUUAGCAACAUUAAGGGUAAUGCUGUCAGCUCUGGAAAGCUGCAUGUGGAAUUAUCUGAGACAGUACCACGAUACCGUCAACCAGAAACAGCUCAUAGGAUCAGAUCCACAUCACCACGCUCUACUAGUCGUUCUCCUGGACGUUCACCUGCUCGCAGACUGGAUGAGACUGAUGAAGCCUAUCUUGAAAGGCUUUAUAAACCUGUAUUUGUCACAAAGCCAUCUUCCUUUAAGUGCUCUGAGGGACAAACCGCAAGAUUUGAUCUAAAAGUUGUAGGAAGGCCCAUGCCUGAAACUUACUGGUUCCAUAAUGGACAUCAAAUCGUAAAUGACUACACCCACAAGAUUGUGGUGAAGGAAGACGGAACUCAGUCGUUGAUUGUGGUUCCCGCUAUGCCUCAUGAUUCUGGAGAAUGGACAGUCGUUGCUCAGAACAGAGCUGGAAAAACCUCUGUUUCUAUGACUCUCACUGUUGAAGCUAAAGAAAACUUGGUGAGGCCCCAGUUUGUUGAGAAGCUAAAGAACAUCAGUGUUAAAGAAGGCAGCUUGGUUGAAUUGGCUGUUAGGGCAAUUGGCUCUCCCCUUCCUGACAUUGUUUGGCUGAAGAACAGUGAUAUUAUCACCCCACAAAAGUAUCCACACAUCAGAAUUGGUGGUGGCAAGGGGGAGGCUUCCUUCAAGAUCAACCAGAGUACUGGUUCAGAUAGUGCAUGGUAUACUGCUACAGCUAUUAACAAAGCAGGCCGGGAUACAACUCGCUGCAAAGUCAAUGUUGAAGUGGAGGCAGUAGGACCUCAACCAGAGAGAAGACUUAUUAUUCCUAAGGGAACUUAUAAAGCCAAGGAAAUUUCUGCUCCAGAAUUGGAGCCACUGCAUCUCCGUUAUGGACAGGAACAGUGGGAGGAGGGUGACCUUUAUGACAAGGAGAAGCAGCAGAAGCCUCAGUUCAAAAAGAAACUGACAUCGGUCAGACUUAAGCAGUUUGGUCCUGCGCAUUUUGAAUGCAGACUCACCCCUAUUGGUGAUCCCACGAUUGUUGUUGAGUGGCUGCAUGAUGGCAAGCCCCUGGAAGCUGCUAACAGACUGCGCAUGAUCAAUGAAUUUGGUUAUUGCAGUCUUGACUAUGAAGCCGCUUAUGCGAGAGACAGUGGUGUCAUCACAUGCAGAGCUACCAACAAAUUUGGUGUUGACCAAACCUCAGCCACUCUGAUUGUAAAAGAUGAGAAGAGCCUUGUGGAGGAAAGUCAGUUGCCUGAGGGUCGGAGGGGGCCGAGAAUAGAUGAAAUUGAGCGCUUUGCUCAUGAGGGCGCUCCUGCUGGAGUUACUGGAGAUGAAACAACAGAAAAAACUAAGCCUGAGAUUGUCCUGCUUCCAGAGCCCAUUAGAGUCCUGGAAGGAGAAACUGCAAAAUUCCGUUGCAGAGUAACUGGAUACCCAAACCCAAAAGUUAACUGGUACCUAAAUGGACAGCUUAUUCGCAAGAGCAAAAGAUUUAGACUCCUAUAUGAUGGCAUUCACUACCUUGAAAUUGUGGAUUGCAAAUCUUAUGAUUCUGGAGAUGUCAAAGUUGUGGCAGAGAACCCUGAAGGUGUAGUGGAGCAUGUGGUGAAGUUUGAGAUUCAACAGAGGGAGGACUUCCGUACAGUUCUGCGCCGGGCUCCAGAAAUCAAGCCUGCUGCCACUGUUCAAGAGCAUGGCAGGGUCCCCUUUGAGGUUGUUAAACCUGAAAAAUCCUCAGAAACCUCCAAAGAGUUAAAAGAGGUGGUGAAGCUGAAGAAAACGGAGAGGGUAAUCCAUGAGAAGUUAACAGAGGAAUCUGAAGAGCUAAGAAGCAAAUUUAAACGCAGGACCCAGGAAGGCUAUUAUGAAGCGAUUACUGCAGUUGAACUAAAAUCCCGUAAGAGGGACGAAUCCUAUGAAGGUAUGCUCAGGAAGAGAAAAGAUGAACUCCUUCAUCAUACCAAAGAAUUAACUGAGGCUGAAAAGAUGAAAGAAGAAGAGGAACAAAAACUGACCAUUCCCAAAUUCAAACCGGACAAAAUAGUACUUUCACCCAGCAUGGAGGCUCCAAAGAUUCUGGAACGUAUUCAGAGUCAGACGGUUGCCCAAGGUGAUGAAGUGCGUUUCCGUUGCAGAGUUGUUGGUAGACCAGAUCCAGAAUGUCAGUGGUUCAAAAAUGGAAUCUUGCUGGAAAAAUCUGACCGGAUUUAUUGGUACUGGCCUGAAGACCAUGUCUGUGAACUUGUCAUUAGAGAUGUGUCUACUGAAGAUUCUGCUAGUAUCAUGGUCAAAACCAUGAACAUUGCAGGAGAGACCUCAAGCCAUGCAUUCUUACUUAUUCAAGGAAAACAAGUUAUAACAUUUACUCAAAUGCUAGAAGAUCAAAGUAGCAAAGAAAAAGACACCAUGGUGACCUUUGAAUGUGAGACCAAUGAGCCUUUUGUCAAGGUCAGAUGGCUAAAGAACAAUGAAGAGAUUUUCUCUGGAGACAAGUACAGGAUGCACUCUGACAGAAAAGUACAUUUCAUGUCUGUGCUGAUCAUUAACAUGAGCGAUGAAGCAGAAUACAGCUGUGUAGUCAUUGAUGAUGACCAGAUAAGGACAACUGCAAGACUUUAUGUUGAAGGUGAACCACUUGAAAUUCUGAAGAACCUCGAGAAUACAGAAGUGCCUGAGUCAUUUGCAGGAGAGUUUGAGUGUGAAGUGUCCCGUGAAGAUGCUGAAGGCUUUUGGUUUUUUGGGAACAAAAUGAUAUCUCCGAGUCUUAAAUAUGUUAUGUCCUCCCGCCGUGGUCGUCACUGCCUAUCGGUUAAAGAUGUGAAAAGAGAGGACCAAGGCAAAUAUACUUUCAAAGUGGGUGACCUGGAAACAAGUGCUUCCCUAAAAAUGAAAUUGCGUCCAGUUACACUGCUGCAAGGUUUGUCUGACUUAACGAUAUGUGAGGGGGAUAUCGCCCAACUUGAGGUACGAUUCUCUCAGGAAAACGUGGAAGGAACUUGGAUGAAGAAUGGUCAGGCCAUUUCUGCAACAGACAGAAUUCAUAUUGUAAUUGACAAACUGAACUAUAAGCUUCUAAUUGAAGAUGCUAAUAAAGACGAUACUGGAACGUACUCCUUUGUUGUCCCCAACCAAGACAUUUCCACAAGUGGAAAGCUCGUGGUUCAAGUUAUCGACUUUUUGACUCAGUUAAAGGACAUUUCUUCAGUAGAGGGUACAAAGUCUGUUUUUGAGGCCAAGAUAACUGCAGCUGAUGUUAGCUCAGUGAAAUGGUAUCAUAAUAACAAACUGGUGCUACCCAACGACAGAGUCCAAUUGGUCGCAAAAGGUUCUAAACAGCGACUAGUGUUGAACAGGACCUUUGCUUCUGAUGAAGGACGAUAUAAGAUGGUCGUUGGCCGUGUUGAUUCGACGUGCAAUCUGACAGUUCAAAAAAUCAGCAUUGUAAAGCACAUGGAAGACUGCAUUUGUACAGAGACUCAGACUGUCACAUUUAAGGUUGAAGUAUCUCAUCCCGGAAUCGAUGCUCUCUGGACAUUUAAGAAUCAACCUCUAAAGGCUGGUCCUAAGUAUAAAAUUGAGGGCAAAGGUACCCACUGUAGCCUCACUGUCCUUAAUGCCAUGAAAGAUGAGGAGGGAGAGUACGUCUUUGCUGCUGGAGAGAAGACAUCUAGUGCAAAGCUUAUCGUUUCAGGUGGUGCCAUAAGCAGACCACUUUGUGAUUUGACAGUAGCAGAGUCUCAGACUGCUGUGCUUGAGUGUGAAGUUGCAAGCGCAUCUGCUGAGGGAAAGUGGCUUAAAAAUGGACAACCCGUUGAGUUCAGUGACAAUAUCAGGAGUGAAGAGAACGAGACUGUAAGAAGCCUCGUCAUCGAAAUCAGCAGACCACAAGAUAUUGGAGAGUACACAUACCAGGUUGCAAACUCUAAGACAUCUGCUAACCUAAAGGUUGAAGCCGUUAAGAUCAAAAAGACCAUGAAGAACCAAACUGUCAUUGAGACGAAGGACGCGGUGUUCUGUAUUGAACUCACCCAUUUGGAUGUGAAAGGAUCGCAGUGGAUCAAGAAUGGAGUCGAAAUCCUUCCGAGUGACAAGUAUGAAAUCACGGUCGACGGCACAGUUCACACCCUGAGGAUUAAAGAUUGCAACACCCAUGAUGAAUCUGUUUAUGGAUUCAAACUCGGAAAGCUCUCCGCUAAUUCAAGACUUAAUGUUGAAACAAUCAAAGUUGUAAAGAAGCCUAAGGAUGUAACAUCACUGCUGGGUGGCACUGCUUCCUUUGAGUUGAGCCUUUCACAUGAUGACAUUCCAGUUAAGUGGAUGUUCAAUAACCAAGAACUCACACUAAGCUCUAAUAUUAAAAUAGUCUCUGAAAGAAAAGCCCACAAGCUGGUGAUUCAGGGUGUGGAAGAGAGCAUGGCAGGAGAAUACACUGCUGUCAUUGGACAUUUGCACUGCAGUGCAUACCUACAUUUUGAAUCUUUGAGGGUCACAAAGCCAAUGAAGAAUAUUGAGAUUCCAGAGACUCAAGUGGCCACAUUUGAAUGUGAAGUUUCACAUUUUAACGUCCCAUCCACCUGGCUGAAAAAUGAAGUUGAGAUCGAAACAAGCGAGAAGUAUGGAAGCAUUGUGCAGGGCAAACUGCAUCAACUAAAGAUCAUGAACACUGGCAAAGAUGAUGCUGCCGAAUACACAUUCGUCUGUGGAGACGAAGGCGUCUCGGCCACCCUUACCGUUAGCCCCAUUCAGAUCACCUCCAUGCUCCAAGACAUCAAUGCUUCAGAAAAGGACACGGUUACAUUUGAAGUGACUGUAAAUUACGAGGGUAUCACCCACAAAUGGCUGAAGAAUGGUGUAGAGAUCAGAUCUACUGAAAGAUGCCAGAUUCGUUCCAAGCAGCUCACUCACACUCUGACUCUCCGUAAUGUGCAUUUUGGGGAUAGUGCCGAGUACAAGUUUGUGGCAGGAUCUGCUGAAACAUCAGCAAAGCUGUUUGUUGAGGCUCGUGUCAUUGAGUUUACAAAACACAUAAAAGAUAUCAAGGUGACUGAGAAGAAAAAGGCCAUUUUUGAAUGCGAGCUCUCGGAACCCAGUGUUCAGGUCACAUGGCUAAAAGAUGGGCAGGAACUUGAAUUAUCUGACAGGUUCAAAGUUACCACAGAAAAGUACAUUCAGCGUUUGAUGAUCCAGAGCAUUCGCAUGUCUGAUGCCGGUGAAUACUCUGUGGUUGCUGGCUCUAGCAUGUCCACCGCUCACCUCACAGUAGAGGGCAAGGAUGUUCACAUUUCUGAACCAGUUGAGAAAGAAAUAAAGGUGGUUGAGAAGCAAAGAACCACUUUUGAGUUUGAAGUAAGUGAGGAUGAAAUCGAAGGUCGCUGGCUGAGAAAUGGGAUUGAGAUCCAGUUCUCUCAGGAGAAGCGAUUCAACUAUGUGACCAUCCGGAAGGUGCAUCGCAUGACAAUUUCCGAAACGUACCAGAGUGAUUCUGGGGAAUACACUUUUAUUGCUGGGAAGAACAGGAGCACAGUAAAUCUGCAAGUCAACAUUCCCGAGCCUCCUCAGAUCAUCAGGCAUAUGGAGCCUUUGUCUGUCGAGGCUGGAAAACCUGCACGCUUCUCAGUGGAAGUGACCGGCAUCCCUCAGCCCCAGGUCUCCUGGUAUAAGAACUCUCAGGCAUUAUCCCCUGGAUUCAAGUGUAAGUUCCAGAGAGAAGGAAACGAACACACUCUUCUACUCAUUGAAGUUUUCCCAGAGGACGCAGCUCAGUACACUUGUGAAGCCAGAAAUGACGUUGGUCAGGCCACCAGCUCAGCUGUACUCAAUGUGGAAGUUUCGGAAGUGGUUUCUCCAGAUGUCGGAGUUCCCCUGUCUCCACCUGUAGUAACAUCUUCUAUAAAUGAUGUAUCUGUUGAAGAGGGAGAGUCUGCCAGAUUCCAGUGCCUUGUUUCUGGAGAGGAUCUGAAUGUUACUUGGUACUGUAACGAUAAGGAGAUUAAGCCAUCAGACAACAUCAGAAUGUCCCAGUAUGAUGACUGCUGCCAGCUGGAGAUUGUCAGAGCCUAUGCUGAGAACAAUGGGUCAUAUACCUGUGUUGCUCGCAAUUCCUCAGGGAUGGUCACUUGUUCAGCAGUUCUGAAAGUCAAUGAUCACAGUGUGCAAACCAUAAGUAGGCAAAGUGUGUCAAGCAGUGAAGUAUCUCUUGUGGAGGGGAUCACAACUUCUCACACCUUGACUGAGACUCGUUCUUCUUCCACCGUCCAAACCUUUGAAAUGAUGUCCUCCGUGGAAUCAUUCACAACCUCCAUGAAAAGCGUCCAAGUCCAGGAACACAUGUCAUCAGUGGAAGAAUAUUUCAGCACGCCCGCUUUGAGCUUGAAAAUGAAUGAUCUCGUAGUCGGCCUGGGCGACAUGGCCCAAUUCAACUGCUCUUUCUCUGGGGAGCCUCUUAGUGAAGUUGUGUGGGACCAUGAUGGAAGGAAGCUUACAAGUACAGACAGAGUACAGUGUAUGGAUCAUGGAGGAAUCUUGUCUCUUACCAUUCUCAAUGUGCAACUCACCGACGAGGGAAGUUACAGCUGUACUGUUAAAAAUGAAAAUGGCGAGAAUCAAACAUCUGCACGCCUCACAGUAGAAGCUAAAGAAGCAAACCCCAAAGCUGAAACCCCCAUCCCUUCUGACUCUCUCAGUAAAUCUUCUAAAAGUGAAAAUGAAUCGACUCCAAAGACAGCUGACAAAGAAAACCAGGAGUCCAUCCAGAAUACUGGACCACUAAAUACCUUCUCCUUGAAAGCGAGCCAAAAUUACUUUCCUGAUGUGGUACCUUUGGUGGAUCAUGUCCUAUAUAAAUCGGUUCAGCCAGAGAUUCUUAUGAAGCUACCCCCAGAAAUCACUGCAAAGCAGCAAGACAGUGUCUCUCUUUAUUGUUUAAUCAAAGGAAAUUCUUCUCCAUAUAUGAUUUGGCUACACAACCAGUUGAUGGUUGAAGAGCCACGGUCAUUUUCGCUGAAGCACGAUGGACCCUUGUGCUGCUUAAAUGUAAUGAAUGUUGAACCCCUGCAAGGAGGCACUUAUACAUGCAAAAUUGUCAAUGCUGCAGGAGACAGUGAGUGCAGCACCCAACUCAGGGUGAAGACAGCGCCAGGGGUGGAGGAACCAGUAUAUGUGGAAGAAGUAAAAGAAUUUUCUAGCAUGGCACUGUGUACGGAAGAGGACUCUUUCACCACAAACAAAACGUUUGAACUUGCACCAGAAUCUAAAUUCUAUUCAGAAACGCUCGAGAAAAAAAUUGAAAAGCCAGUUUUUGUAACCAAACUCUCCCCAGCAAUUGUAACCAUGGGUAACACAGCGAAAUUUACUGCAAUAGUAGCUGGAUUUCCCAAACCCGUUGUUCAGUGGUACUACAAUAACCAGGUAAUAACCACCUCGUCUGUGUAUACGUUUGUGCAAGAGAACGACGAAUACACUCUGGUUAUAAGCAAUGUUAGAAAGGAAUUAGAGGGAGAGUAUACUUGUUCUGCAAGCAACCGGUUUGGCCAAACAACAUGUGCAUCUUAUCUCCAUGUUAAAUUAAAAGAUACAAAGCAAGUAGAGCAGACGGUCGGUCACCCCCCAUAUUUUACGAAAGAAAUUGAGUCUGUGCAAUGCACAGUUGGAGGACAAGCUGUAUUUGAAUACAAAGUUACAGGUUCUCCAUUUCCUGAAAUUCAGUGGUUCCGAGGCAACCAUCGUAUUCAACCUAGUAAAUACUGUAUUAUCGUUAGUAAUGUAGAUGGUUCAGGCUUUAUAAAGAUAAUGGAGAUUCAGCAAAGUGAUGGUGGUCUGUACUCAUGUAAGGCAUCCAACCCACUGGGAGAAGCAUUUUGCAAUGCUGAAAUAAUUGUCUUCCUUGAUACAGUUUCAACAUUGAAAAAACAUGAGCAAGUUGGUUCAAUGAAGCAAAAAUCAUACAAGGUAUCCAUGUCUGAACAUGCCACUGAAUCCCGUUUAUAUAGUGUAAAUCUUUCCGGACAUGCCAGAGCUAGUCUGCAGGAGGGACAACGGAUGAUCUAUACCAUUGGCACUGAAGACAGACAAGUAGUAUCAAGUGAACAAGUAGAUAAUCUUUGUCAGUUAGAUAUUUCCUCUGCAACUGUGCACAGAGAGCAGGUAACUCACCAAGCUGCAGUUCUGCAGUCCCAUGAAAUGCAAGAGAGAGUAUCUGUUGCUUUAACAGAGCCACAACAUGCUGUGGCUGCACCCCAGAAACAGCUACACAUGGCUGCAAUGACCUCUGCUGUUCAAGAAAGCCAAGGCUUCACAGAACAGCACUCAGACCGUAUCAAAAGUCCCGAGGUUAUAGAGCUUGAGUCCACUAAGGAACAGCAUUCACAGGCAAUGUCUGCCAUUUCUCAGAGUGUAACCCCGCUUACAAUUGUGAAGACUGACCCUAUUAUAUGCAGAGAAGGAGAAAGCUUACAUUCUACCCCAGAACCAAAACAUACUGUCAGUAGUCAUCAGGUUGAAACCAAGUUGGCCAUCUUAGAUGAAGAACACAAAAACAUUCCUUCUCUAGAAGAGGAGAAAGGUUUCAGAGUUGCAGAAGGGGUUAAGUUAUUGUAUUCUGCACUAUCUUUGGAGAACCUGCAAGUUACAGAAGCUCAUUCAUCUAUCUUAUCAUCUUUGGAAUCCACUGAAUGUUCAAUUGGAAAGGAAACACCCAAACCAAUCCUUACACCUGUAAGUGAAGUUAAGCACACUCUUUCAAAAGAAAGUCAAUUAGAAAUGCACAAACCAGUUGAAGAAGUUGCAGAGCUGUCCAAAGACCAGAUGUUAAAAUCAGCCUUUAUUGCUGAGGAAUUGCAUACACUUCAAGCUGACAAAACUACACCAAUCCCAGGUUUAGAUAGUGCUAUUUCGAUGCAGUCCCAAAAAGAAGAGAAUCAGGUGCUUCAUUUACAUGUCAUCUGUGAUCAACAUACUCUUCCAUCUCAGGAUAUAUUUACUAGUGAAAAACCAAAAACUGAGCAAGCUGAUGCUGGAAAAAGUGCAACUCUUUUACAAUCAAUGUCUGUGAAUGAGCAAGCAGCUUUUCUUUGUGAGCAUUUGUCAGCGUUUUCUUCUAAAAAGACAACAGAAUCCGUACAACCACGAGAAGAGGCUCCAGCCAAACUAUAUCUUCAGUCUAUGCAGACAGAGACUGCGUUAUAUAAAGAAGGAUUACUUUCAGUCGAAAAACCGGAUCAGCAAAAAGCAUUGCAGAGACAAGAAAUAGACCGUAAACAUGUAGCUACUACAGAGGAAAAGUUAAAGCUCACAGCAGAUUCCUCUAAAGAUCUUGAUGUUUCUGCAAAAGGGGUGAAACUUGAACACAGGAAAGAACCCCAACCUUUAAAUGUUCUGCAUGUGGUAUCAGAACCUUUGCCGCUUACCAAGGAAAAUCCUAUAGCCAGUUGCGAUAAAGAGCAUCAUGCACUGGUACAAAAGGAGGACCGCUGGAAUAUUAUGCAGGCAAUGUCAGUGUCAGACAAGUAUGCAUUAGAGGAAGGUCACACAGAUAGGCUUAAGUCAAUGGAGACGUUUACCUGCAAGGUAGAUUUAGAACCAAAACUAUCCAUGCAGUCGGUUCAUAUUGAGGAACAAGCCAUAUCCACUGAAAGCUGUGCCACUCUUGAGGAUGCUGAGCAAGAUUUUGCUGUUCAUAUCCAAGAGGGCCAAUCUGUAAAGCAGUCUAUGUUAAUCGAAGAGAAGCAAACUCUGACAGGGGAAAUAUCUAAGGAUAUUAGCAAAGCAGAGGCAAAAACAGUACAUGUUUUGCCUGAGCCUUCCGAACCUCUUUUAGUGACCGAGUCUCAAGAAAGCAAAGCACUUCUGAAGGAACACAAAUUUGUUAUUCCUGCCCCCAAACCACACAGCUUGGACAUCAAACAUCAGUUAAAAAAAUCAUUACAGUGUGCGGUGGCCUGUGAUCAGCCAUUAAUCCUGGCAGACAUUGUAAGUAAUUUAAAAGUUAUAGAAGUCAAGGAGGCAAAGGUGCAUAAGGAACCAAGAUACGCGAUGUUCUCUUAUCUUAUAACGACUACAUCUGCACCAGUGGAAAUAACAAUUGUUUUUGAGGGCGAAUAUCCUCAAGUAGCUGAUCUUAGGAGUGAACUUCAGACUGUCCUAAAAUCCAUAAUUUAUCAGGAACAUCAGUUGUUUACUUCUGAACAGCCUGAGUCAAUGCCAGUCUUCAAACCGCAGCAGGUUCAGGUUAAAACAACUACCUCAAAGGAGAUGCUUUCACCAUUGGUAGAAUCUGUACAGUUAACUGAAAACGUAGAAGUGUUCGCACCAACGAAGGGUCAGUCUGCUGCUUUGAAGACCGAAACCAAAGAAUCUUUCCAGUGCAUAACUGCUCAGGAACAAAUUAUAGUAAAAGAGUCCAAACAUCAUGUGAUUCAGAUGGCUGUUGAAACAAAAUCUGAUAUCCAAGAAUCAAUUCGGACUAGAGCACAAGAAAUCAAAUCAGUUCAAGAAGAGAAAGGGGUAGGUUUUGAAGGUAUCACCACAAACAUACCAGAGGCAACAUUACCAGUGGAAAAGUCUAGAUAUUCUCAAGUCCUUAUUGAGAAACAGAAAAAGGGAGAAAUUAUAAAAGAGGAUAUAACACUGAUAAGAACUUCAGAAAAGGGUUUGGCCAAGGAGAUUGCUUUUGAAUUGCCAUUAGAAGAUAUUGCUGUUGUGGAGAAUUCUGUGGUUACAUUUACUGUCUGUAUCAAAAAUGUGAACCAAGUUAGUUGGUUUUUCAAAGGCAAAUCGGUCAAAUCUGGCAAAGAGUUCAAAUGCUCGAAACAAAAUGAUACUUAUACCUUAGUAAUCAACAAAGUUACAAAGGAAAAACAUGAAGGAGAAUACACAUGUGAGGCUGUGAGUGACGGAGGCAAGGCCUCAACAUCAUCGAGACUCAUGAUUCUUUCAAGAGUGCCACCAGUAUUCAAGAAAAAAUUCCAUGACCUCGAGAUCAAAGUUGGCAGCUCUGCGAACUUCGAAUGUGAAAUAGAAGACGCUCCAAACGUAACCUUCAAAUGGUUUAAGUCGAACGCUGAACUCAGGCAAAGUGAGAAGUACAAGAUCAUCAGCCACCAUUCCACAUCAUGCCUACAGCUCCUGAACACCACCAAACCAGACAGUGGAGAAUAUAUCUGCUGUGCUUCAAACAAACACGGCACUGAUAGCUGCUCUGCUAAGCUGAUCAUCACCGAAGCAAAAAUUCCACCAACCUUCACUAAGAAGCCUUCAGAGCAUUUUGAGGAGACUGAGGAUAAACCUGUAAAACUUGAGGGCCGUGUGUCUGGAUCACAGCCACUGUCCAUCAGCUGGUACAAAGAUAACAAGCAGAUUUUCAGUUCUGUUGACUGUGAAAUGUCCUUUGUGGGCAACGUGGCUGCGUUAUGUAUUAAGAAAUCCCAAACAUCAGAUAGUGGCACCUAUACUUGCAGUGCCUCUAACGAAGCUGGUACUGCAUCCUAUAAUGUGGUGAUAAACAUUACAGAAAAACAAAUGCCACCAACCUUUGAUCUGACUCUGAAGCCUAUCGCAGUGAAUGAGGGUGAGAGCCUUAGCCUUAGCUGCCAUGUUUGUGGCUCUCCUCCUCUGUCAAUACAAUGGAUGAAGGACAGAAGAGAGGUGAUUUCUUCAGCCAACUCUAAGCUCAUGUUUGUGGAUGGCACUGCCACACUGACAAUUGCCAAAGCAUCCAGAAAUGAUGCAGGAGACUACCUAUGCAAGGCAACCAACAAUGUUGGUAGUGAUUUCUCUAAGGCCAAGGUCACCAUUAAAGCAGGAGCAGCCGCAGCAGCAGCACAAACAGGACCUUCAGCACCUGUGCCUGCUCAGAAACUGGACAACUUGUUCUUCAUUGAAGAACCCAAGAGUGCCCGUAUAACAGAGAAGGGCACUGCAACCUUUAUCGCCAAGGUUGGUGGUGAUCCCAUUCCCAAUGUAAAAUGGAUGAAAGGCAAAUGGAGGCAGAUGACUCAAGGCGGUCGGGUUGCCAUUGAACAGAAGGGCCAAGAUGCCAAGCUGGAAAUCCGAGAAGUAACCAAAUCAGAUGCUGGCCAGUAUCGAUGUGUAGCAUCCAACAAGCAUGGAGAAAUCGAAUCCAGCACUGAUCUGACUGUUGAUGAGAAGAAGGAGAUUACACUUGAAGCAGUGAAACUGAAGAAGACUCCAUCCAAGCAAAAGAGUCCAAAAGAGAAUGAAGACAUUAACAUCAUUGAGCUGCUAAGAAAUGUAGACCCAAAAGAGUAUGAGAAGUACGCUCGCAUGUACGGUAUCACUGACUACCGUGGCCUUCUCCAGGCCAUUGAACAGCUGAAGAGAGAGAAGGGUGAAGAAAGUGAAAGACCGGGAUAUGAACGUACCAGAGAAUCCGAUGAGGAUUUGGCUAAACUUGUGGCUGAUCUGCAGCGAAGAAUGGAGCAAACUGAACCCAUUUCCCUACUUAAUGACAUCAAAGAUCAAACUACCAAAGUUAACACAGAUGCUGUGUUUGAGUGUGAAAUUAAGAUCAACUACCCAGAAAUCACACUGUCUUGGUACAAAGACUCUAAGAAGCUUGAGAACAGUAGUAAAUACGACAUUAAAGUGGUGGGUGAUCGGCACUUGUUGAAGAUCAAGAACGUCCAGAAAAGUGACCAGGGAAAUUACCGUGUUGUUUGUGGCCCACACAUCUCUAGUGCCACACUGUCCGUUGUAGCCGAUCCGAUACAGUUCACUAAGCGCAUUCAAAACAUUGUGGUGAAGGAACGCCAGACUGCAACCUUCGAGUGCGAGUUGUCAUUUGACAAUGCAGUCGUUACAUGGUAUAAAGACUCUUGGGAGCUUAAAGAGAGUCCAAAAUAUGCCUUCCAAUGUGAAGGACGACGUCACUUUAUGAUCAUCCGUAACGUAACAUCUGAGGAUGAAGGCGUUUACUCAGUCAUCGCACGACUGGAGCCCAUUGGUGAAACUAAAAGUACAGCUGAGCUGUACCUGUCAGGCAAAGAAAUUGAUCUAGGAACUUUUUCUUAUGAUGUCCCAGAUACAACAAUACAAGUGCCUGAGGUUUCAUCUAUGAUUAGUUUCAAAGGCGAGUCAACCGAAUAUUAUCAUUAUGAAGAAAAGACUGAAGUAAAAGAAUAUGAGAGUUGGACAGUGCAAGAAGAAAAAGUAAUUCAUGAAGUAACACCAACUCAAGAACCAAAGAAGCCCAUUGAAGAAACUGUUUUUAAAAUGGUGGCACAGAAGACAGAAGAAAAACCUCAAAAAGAACCUGAAAUCAUACCUGUAGAGGAAACAGUUCCCGUAACAAUUGUGCCUGAAUCAAAACAACAGCCUGCACCUAAAGAAUCAGGUGCUCCUAAGAAGCCAGAAGCAGUACCACAGCCAGAAUACACUACAAAACAUGAAGAGCUUUUACCUGAAAAAACAGCAAUAACACCAGUAAAAGUGCCAGUUGUUGAGAAGAAGCCAACACCUGAGGCAACAAAGCCAACAGUGAGGCCACAAAAAGUCUCUCCACAUCAAGAGCCAACUGUGGAGAAGAAGGCAACACCUAAGGCAACACCUGAGUCAACACCUGAGGCACCAAAGCCCACAGUGGUGCCUGUGGAGAAAAAAGUCUCCCCACAAAAAGAGCCAAUCGUGGUGAAGAAAGAAGCACCUGAAGCACUAAAGCCAAUGGUGGUGCCAGUUGAGGAAAAAGUCUCUCCACCUAGAGAGCCAACUGUGGUGAAGAGAGAAACACCUGAAGCACCAAAGCCUGUUGUGGUGCCAGUUGAGAAAACUGUCUCUCUACCUCAAGAGCCAACCGUGGUGAAAAAAGCAGUACCAGAGGCACCAAAGCCCACAGUAGUACCAGUUGAGAAAAAAGUCUCUCCACCUCAAGAGCCAACUGUGGUAAAGAAGGCAACACACGAUAAGGCACCAAAGCCAACGGUGGUCCCAGUUGAACACAAAGUUUCUCCUGGUCCAGAGCCGACAGUUAAAAAGAUGCCCACACCUGAGCCACCAAAACCGACAGUAGCACCAACUGUGCAAAAGGAGCCAACUGUGGUAAAGAAGGCAACACCUGAGGCACCAAAGCCAACCAUGGUGCCACCUGAGCAGAAGGUUGCACCUCCUUCCUUAGAGCCAACUCUUGAGAAGGCACCAACACCUAAGGCACCAAAGCCAGAGCCAACUGUGGUUAAGAAGGUAACACCUGUGGCAUCAAAGCCCACAGUGGUGCCAGUUGAGAAAAAGAUCUCUCCUCUUCUAGAACAAACUGUUGAGAGUAGGCCAACACCUGAGGCACCAAAGCCAACAGAGACACCUUUUGAGGAAACAGACUCUCCUCCUCAAGAUCAUGGUCCUGUUCAAACUCCUGGGCCAGUUCAGAAAGAUGGAAAACCCAAGGAAGAAGGUGCACUAGGCAGAGGCAGAGGGCUUAGACCACGCCAAACCCCGUCCCCUGGUGAUGCGGGACGUGGAAGAGGGCUCAGACCUGGUGGUGGAGGUGACAAACCUCCUGCAGAGUCCCCCUUUGCUUUCCAGCUUAAGGCUGUCCCUCUAAAGUUUGUGAAAGAACUUCAGGACAUUGUGCUGCUAGAGGCCGAGUCUAUCGGUUCCUCCGCUGUAUUUGAGUGCCAAAUUUCUCCUUCUACUGCUAUAACUACAUGGAUGAAGGAUGGUAGCAACCUGAGGGAAGGUCCAAAACACAAGUUUACAUCUGAUGGAAAAGACAGAAAACUGGCCAUUAUUGAUGUUCAGCUCUCUGACCGAGGGGAGUAUACAUGUGUCGCCAAGCUAGGAAACAAAGAGAAGACCUCCACUGCCAGACUUAUUGUUGAAGAGCUGCCUGUUAAAUUUAUCAAGACCCUGGAGGAGGAGGUGUCUGUACUCAAAGGACAGCCCAUGUAUUUGACCUGUGAGUUGAACAAAGACCGAAAUGUGGUCUGGAAAAAGGACGGCGCUGAGCUCAAACCAGUUGCUGGAAAGGUCGCCAUUAAUAUUAUUGGACUGCAACAUGCUGUGACAAUCCAGGACGCAAACGAUGCCGAUGCAGGAGUUUACACAUGUGAAUGUGAAAAUCUCAAAACUCAAACAAUUGUGAAGGUUAUGGAAAUCAUCAGAGACUGGUUGGUGAAACCACUGAGGGAUCAGCAUGUGAAACCAAAGGCCACUGCUACCUUUAAGUGCGAACUCUUCAAAGAUACUCCUAACUGGAAAUGGUUCAAGGGAAAUGAAGAGAUUCCUAAUGAGCCUACAGAAAAAACUGAAGUCCAGAAGGAUGGAAAAGACAUCAUUCUGACUGUCAAGAAUGCUCAACCAAAUGAUGUUGGAGAGUAUGCCAUGGAAGUUGAGGGCAAACGAUACACAGCAAAACUCACACUUGGUGAGCGUGAAGCUGAGGUCCUGAAACCCCUGGCUAGUGUGGAAGUGGUUGAAAAAGAGGAGGCCAAGUUUGAUACUGAAAUCUCAGAGGAAGACGUGCUUGGCGAAUGGAAACUUAAAGGACAAGUUCUAACAAGAUCACCGACAUGUGAUAUCAAAGCUGAAGGGAAGAAGCGAUUCCUUACUUUGAAAAAUGUUCAGCUUGAUCAAUCUGGUGAAGUUACAUACCAAGCUCUGAAUGCGCAGACAAGUGCUAUGCUUACAGUGAAAGAGGGUGACGCGAAAUUCAUUACCAAGUUGCAAGAAUACACUGCUGUUGAGAAAGAGGAGGUCACUCUUGACUGUGAGCUCAGCAAAGAUGUUCCUGUGAAGUGGUUCCAUAAUGAGAUUGAAAUUAUGGCUUCAAAGUUGGUCGCCAUAAAGGUCGAGGGUAAACGAAGGAUUCUCCACAUUAAGAAAGUGGAGCAGAAAGACCAUGGAGUGUAUGCAUGUGACUGUGGAACAGAUAAGACAUCAGCCAAUGUUAUUAUUGAAGCUCGUGAUGUGAAAGUGGUCCGGCCUAUGUAUGGAGUUGAAGUGUUUGAUGGAGAGACUGCCCGAUUUGAAGUUGAAAUCUCAGAGGAUGACAUCCAUGGCCAGUGGAAACUGAAAGGAGAAGUCCUUACACCUUCAGCUGAUGUUGAGAUCAUUGAAGAGGGUGCGAAACACACACUGACACUGUACAACUGCAAAGUUGCCCAGACAGGAGAGGUCGUUUUCCAGGGAGCAAAUGCUAAGUGUGCUGCAAACCUCAAAGUAAAAGAACUUCCCAUCACAUUCCUAACACCUUUGAGUGAUGUCCAAGUAUACGAAAAGGACGAGGCAAGAUUUGAAUGUGAACUGUCAAGAGAGGCAAAGACUUUCCGAUGGCUGAAGGGCUCUCAAGAGCUGAAGGCAGAUGAAAAAUAUGACAUUCAAAAAGAAGGAAAAAGACAUAUACUCAUAAUCAAAUCAGCUGCCUAUGAAGAUGAGGCGAAAUACAUGUUCGAAGCUGAGGACAAGAGAUCCUUUUCCAAAUUGGUCAUCCAAGGUAUUCGUCUUGAGUUUGUGAGACCCAUUAAGGACGUCACUGUAAAGGAGCGUGAGACGGCAGAGUUCAGUAUUGAGCUUUCCCAUGAAAAAAUUCAAGUCAGCUGGUAUAAAAAUGAUGUCCGUUUGCAUCCAAGCAAAGUGGUGCACAUGGCUGAACAUGGCAAGAUCCACACUCUGUCCUUCAAAGAGGUGUCCAUUGAUGAUACCUCACUCAUUAAAGUAGAAGCUCUUGGCAAGACCUCGGAGGCCAUGCUUACAGUGCUUGAGGGAGAAGCUUAUUUCAUUACCAAGCUCCAGGACUACACAGCAGUCGAGAAGGACGAGGUUGUGCUGAAGUGUGAACUGAGCAAAUCCUCUGCUGAGGUUAAAUGGUUUAAAGACGGCACAGAGAUCAUCCCAUCCAAGAACAUCCUUAUCAAGGCUGAGGGAAAGAAACGCAUUCUGAUUGUGAGGAAGGCUGAGAAGGCCAACAUUGGCGAAUAUGUCUGUGACUGUGGUUCUGAUAAAACUGCAUCUAAGCUGAACAUUGAAGAGCGUGACAUUAAGGUCACCCGUCCACUGUACAGUGUGGAGGUUACAGAGACGAGUACCGCUCGAUUUGAGGUAGAGAUUUCAGAAGAGGAUGUCCAUGGGCAUUGGAAACUCAAAGGAGAGGCUUUACAUCAGUCAGCUGACUGCGAGAUUAAAGAAGAAGGCAACAAACACAUUUUGAUUCUGUAUAAUGUACGCAUGGACAUGGCUGGUGCUGUGGACUUCAGUGCUGCUAAUGCUAAAUCUAGUGCUCAGCUCAGAGUUAAAGCUCGGACAAUUAGCCUUUUGCGGCCUCUUCAGGAUGUCACAGUCACUGCUGGAGAAACCGCCACUUUUGAGUGUGAGCUUUCAUAUGAGGGCAUUGCUGUUGAAUGGUUCGUUGGAACAACAAAAAUGGAGUCAAGUGAAACUGUGGUUACCAGAUCAGAGGGCAGACUGCACAGCUUGACUCUGAGGGAUAUCAAGAUGACCAAUGCUGGCUUUGUGAAGAUCCAAGCAAAGGACUUUCAGGCCCAAGCCAUGCUUUCAGUAAAUGAGGCACCUGUCGAGUUUUCCAGGCCCUUGGAGGACCAGACUGUUGAAGAGGAGGCAACUGCUAUUCUGGAAUGCGAACUCUCCAGAGAGAAAGCUGAUGUCACAUGGUUCCGAGACGGACAGGAACUUCACAAAACAAAGAAGUAUGACAUGGUGGCUGAAGGGCGUAUAAGGAGGCUGAUAAUCAAAGACUGUACUCUCGAUGACUCCAAAACAUACACAUGCGAUGCCAAACACUUCAAGACCUCUGCUUUCUUGGGUGUCGAGCCUCCACAUAUCGAGUUUACUAAGCCUCUUCAUGAUGUUGAGGUCAGGGAGAAGGAAUCUGCUAAGUUUGAAUGUGAAGUUUCCCGUGAAAGUGCCAAGGUCCGCUGGUACAAAGAUGGCAUGGAAAUUAGAAAGGGCAAGAAGUACGAGAUUAUCGCCAAGGGAGUGCAGCGUAUUCUCAUCAUAAGCAAAGCAGUCUUUGAUGAUGAAGCUGAAUAUGAAUGCGACGCGAAAACUUCCAAAUCCUCCGGCAUUCUUACUGUUAUUGAGGAGGAAGCUAGAUUCACAAAGAACCUUGCUAAUGUUGAGGGCACUGAAACUGACAGUAUUAAACUGAUCUGUGAGGUCUCCAAGUCCAGUGCAGAGGUUACAUGGUAUAAAGGAGAUCAGGAAUUGCCUGAGGGUGGUAGAUAUGAACAAGUUGCAGAUGGCAGAAAGAGAAUCCUUAUCAUCCAAGGCCUUUCGAUGAAGGAUGCUGGAGAAUACAACUGCAGACUUGCCACUUCACAAACUACAGCAACACUAAAGAUCAAUGAACUGGCAGCUGAGUUUAUUUCUAGGCCCCAGAGCCAGGAAGUGGUUGAGGAUGAAAAGGCAAGAUUUGUGUGCUCAGUAUCCAAAGAGACCUAUGAAGUGAAAUGGUUCAGAGGUGACAUGGAGCUCCAAACUGGUGACAAGUAUGAGGUUGUUUGUGAUGGCAAGGAUCGAGCUCUUAUUGUUAAAGACUGUACAUUGAAGGAUGAAGGAACCUUCACUGCCUGCAUUGGGUCUGUCAAGGCUUCUGCAGAUUUACAUGUGAUUGAAAAACUGAGGAUCAUCACUCCUGUCAAAGACACCCAGAUUAAAGAAGGGCAAGAAAUUGUUCUUAACUGUGAAGUUAAUUCAGAGGGAGCUAAGGCCAAGUGGCUGAAGGAAAAUGAGACUAUGUUUGAAAGCAGCAAGUUCAUCAUGGUACAAAGAGACACUAUUUUCUCUCUGAGGAUCAAAGCUGCAGACAAGUCGGAUGAGGCAAUAUACACCAUUACACUCCUCAACCAGCGUGGUGAACAAGCUAAAUGCUCUGCUAAAGUCAGUGUAAUAGAGGAAGAGCUCCGUAUCACAGAGACUCUUGAGGACUGUGAAACUGAGGAAAAGAAAACGAUCAGCUUCACUUGCAAAGUGAACAGACCGAAUGCGACAGUACAAUGGCUGAAAGGAGGACAGGAAAUCACCUUCAGCAAACGCAUUGUUUACAGAGUAGACAAGAACAAGCACACUUUGACUGUCAAAGAUUGCACCAUGGAUGAUGAGGGCGAAUACACUGCAGUUGCUGGCACUGAUAAGUCUUCAGCUGAACUGAUCAUCAGUGAGGCACCAACUGACUUCACCACCCAACUCAGAGACCAGACAGUUACUGAAUUUGAAGAUGCAGAGUUUACCUGCAAGGUUUCAAAGGAGAGGGCCUCCGCUAAAUGGUACAAAAAUGGCCGUGAAAUCAGAGAAGGACCAAGAUAUCACAUGGAAAAGGAUGGAAAGACAUGCACAUUGUACAUUAAGGAAUGCAGACCUGAUGAUGAAUGUGAAUAUGCCUGUGGAGUAGAUGACAAAAGAUCCAAGGCUCGUCUCUUUGUUGAAGAGACACCAGUGGAAAUUGUCAGACCCCCAAAAGAUAUAUUUGAGGCCCCUGGAACAGACAUUGUAUUUGAAGUUGAGAUUAACAAAGACAGGGUUGAGGUUAAAUGGAUGAGGAACAACAUGGUCAUUGUUCAAGGUGACAAAUACCAGAUGAUCAGCGAGGGCAAAGUUCACCGUCUUCAAGUUUGCGAGAUCAGGCCUCGUGAUCAGGGCGAGUACAGAGUCGUCGCCAAGGAUAAAGACGCAAGAGCCAAGCUUGAGCUUGCAGCUGUACCCAAAAUCAAGACCACAGACCAGAAUCUUGUAACAGAUGCUGGAAAGCCCUUCGUAAUGACAGUUCCAUAUGAUGCCUACCCUCGUGCAGAGACUGAAUGGUUCUUUAAUGGCACCAGCCUUCCAAUGCAAAACAUUGACACAACCACUGAUAGGACAGAGUGCAGGUUGAAGGACCCUAAGAAGUCUGACCAGGGCCGUUAUAAAAUUGUCAUCAAGAAUAAGCAUGGACAGGCAGAGGCUUUCAUCAAUUUGGAUGUUAUUGAUGUUCCUGGGCCUGUGAAGAAUUUGAGAGUUGUUGACACCGCUGAUGGUGAGGUCAGCUUGGCAUGGGAUGAACCUGAGACUGAUGGAGGCAGCAAGAUUUUGGCCUAUGUGGUUGAGAGACGUGAUAUUAAGCGCAAGUCUUGGACGUUAGCCACUGACCGUGCUGAUAUUCCAGAGUACUGUGUCGGUGGAUUGCAGAAAGACAACAUGUAUUUCUUUCGUGUGUGUGCUCGCAACCGAGUCGGCAAUGGCGAGCCGGCGUGUACAGAUGAAGCUGUCCAAGCGAAAAAUAAAUUUGAUGUUCCUGAUGCACCACAGAAUGUUGUGGUAGGAAACGUUAACAGGUUUGGUGCAACCGUGAGCUGGGAACCACCCCUGUUUGAUGGUGGAUCAGAGAUCACGUCAUAUGUAAUUGAGCUCCGCGAUAGGACAUCUGUAAAAUGGGAGCCUGCAUUAGUGGUCCGGGCUGAGGAUCUCUCAGCAACAUUGAACGAUGUUGUUGAGAAUAAGGAGUACAUCUUCCGUGUUAGAGCUGAAAAUAAAGCUGGAAUCGGCAUGCCAAGUGCUGCUACUAAUCCUGUCAAAAUCAUGGAUCCCAUUGAGAGACCAAGUCCACCACUGAAUUUCAAUUAUACACAUCCAAAAAGAGAUUCUGUUCAGUUGGCAUGGGACAUUCCACUUAGCAAUGGAGGUAGUAUGAUCACAGGAUACAUCAUUGAGAAAUGUGAAGAUGGCACAAGCAACUGGCUCAGGUGCAAUGCCAGGCUCUGCCCAGACCUUUAUUAUAGGGUAUCUGGAUUGAAGUUUGGUCAGAACUAUCACUACAGAGUACUGGCAGAAAAUGCAGCUGGAGCUUCUGAUCCAUCUGAACAGAUUGGACCCAUCUUGGCAGAUGACCCACAUGUUGCACCCACAAUGGAUCUGAGUGGAUUCAAAAAGGGUCUAGAAGUUUUCGUCCCCAGUGCUCUUAAUAUUCGUGUACCGAUCACUGGGUAUCCCACACCCAAAGCCAAGUGGAUGUUUGGUGAAAAGGAGCUUACGCCUGAAGAUCGUGUCUCUGUGGUCACAAAGCCUACAUACACAGAGCUAAUCAUUACCCCAAGUGUUCGACCAGACAAGGGAAUAUACACCUUACACUUGGAGAAUGAUGUGACUUCAGUCUCUGGGGAGAUUGAUGUAAACGUUAUUGCAUCACCAAGUGCACCCAAAGACUUCAAGAUUGCAGAGGUGACUAGGCAUCAUGUCCAUCUUUCAUGGGAAGCACCGGAGCAUGAUGGAGGAAGUCCGGUUACUGGUUAUAAUAUUGAAAAGAGAGAGUUGUCUCGCAAGACAUGGGUCAAGGUGAUAUCUGGUGUGCAGGACCUUGAGUACACUGUCACAGAUGUGAUUGAGGGGAAGGAGUACUUGUUCAGUGUAAUAGCUUGCAACAAAUGUGGUCCUGGAGAACCAGCUUACAUUGAUGAAGCAGUGAAUGUUUCUUCACCAGCCACUGUGCCAGAGCCACCAGAGUAUCUAAAAUGGAGAGACAAAUCUGCCAAGGGUAUCUUUCUCACCUGGGAGCCCCCUUCAUACGAUGGGGGUGCACCUAUCAAGGGCUACAUAGUUGAUAAAUGCCAGCGUGGCACUGACAAAUGGGAACCCUGUUGUGAUCCAAUACCUGAACUGAAGUAUCAGGUGAAAGGGCUUGUUGAGGGACAGUGGUAUGCCUAUCGUGUGAGGGCAGUAAACAGACUUGGAGAUAGCAGACCCUGUAAGGCAACAGAUGAGAUUCUUGCUGUUGAUCCAAAAGAACCUCCAGUUAUUGAGCUGGAUGCCAAACUUCUAGCUGGCUUGACCGCCAGGGCUGGCACAAAGAUUGACCUUCCUGCAGAUGUGCUUGGAAAACCAGACCCCAGGGUGAAAUGGACCAAAGCUGAUCAUGUCCUUAAGCCAGAUGACCGAAUCGCGAUUGACACAAAGCCUGGCCACUCUACACUCUCUAUUGCUAAGACAACCAGAGAAGACACAGCUACUUACAUCAUUGAGGCAGUCAACACUUGUGGUCGUGCCACUGCAACAGUUGAUGUCAACAUUCUCGAUAAGCCUGGUCCUCCAGCUGCGUUUGACAUUUCUGAAAUUACCAAUGAGUCCUGUUGUCUGGCCUGGAAUGCACCAAGAGAUGAUGGUGGAUCUCCUGUAACCAAUUACAUUGUGGAAAUGAGACCUUUGGAAAAAGAGGAGUGGCAGAAGCUUUCUGCCACAGUCAAGCAGACCAUGUUCAAGGCCUGCAAACUGGUGUCUAUGAAGGACUAUGUUUUCAGGGUAUCUGCUGAAAACCAGUAUGGCAUUGGUUCUCCCAUAGAGCAUGUUCCAAUUGUUGCCAAGUAUUCAUUUGAUACUCCUGGUUCACCAACCAGGCUUCAGCACUCUGAUAUUGCUAAGGAUGCCCUGACCUUGACAUGGUAUGAACCUGAUGAAGAUGGUGGAAGUCCAGUCACUGGCUACUGGGUGGAGAGGUUCGAUCCAGAAACUGACAAAUGGAUCAAAUGCAACAAGCUGCCAGUCAGAGACACUACGCUCAGAGUGAAAGGGCUGCCCACAAAGAAGAAGUGCAGAUUCCGUGUUCUGGCUGAAAAUCUUGCAGGAAUUGGAAAACCAAGUGCUGAAACAGAUCCCAUCUUGAUUAAGGAUCCAAUUGAUCCUCCAUGGGCCCCUGGCAAACCAUAUAUCAAAGACAUUGCAAAGACCUCAGCAUUUCUGCAAUGGACUAGACCAGAACAUGAUGGUGGUGCUAAAAUCGAGUCUUAUAUCAUUGAGCUCCUCAAGAGUGGAACUGAAGAAUGGGUCCGUGUGGCUGAGGAUGUGCCCACGACAGAACACUUGGUAAAGGGUCUGAUGGAGAACCAGGAAUACUCUUUCCGUGUCAAAGCUGUAAAUGUAGCUGGAGCGAGUGAGGCCAGUGAUCCAAGUGAUGCUGUACUGUGCAAAGAAAGACUCUGUCCUCCAUCUCCACCUCGCUGGCUUGAGGUGGUCAACGUUUCGAAGACUGACUGUGACCUGAAAUGGACCGAACCAGAAAAUGAUGGUGGCUCUCCUGUUACCAAUUAUGUUGUUGAGAAAAGAGAUGUCAGACGCUGGACCUGGCAGACUGUGGACACUACGGUGAAAGACACAAAAUAUACUGUCACUCCACUGAUCGAGGGAACUCUAUAUGUGUUCCGUGUCGCAGCUGAGAACGCUGCGGGUGUGAGUGAAUUCAAUGAGCUUGAAGAUUCUGUUCUUGCCAAAGAUACUUUUACAACUCCUGGACCUCCUUAUGCCUUGACUGUGGUUGCGGUAUCCAAGAGGCAUGUUGACCUGAAAUGGGAGCCUCCCAAAAGUGAUGGUGGACGACCAAUCACAAAAUAUGUUAUUGAGAAGAAGGAGAAAGUGGGCACCCGCUGGAUAAAGACUGGAAAGACAUCAGAGGCUGAAUGCAAGUACAAGGUGGCUGAUGUAGAUGAGGGUAGCGAGGUGCAGUUCCAGGUCCGUGCUGAAAACGAGGCUGGAGUCGGUGAUCCAAGCGAACCUACAGACAUUCUUACAAUUGAGGAUCCAAUAAGCAUACCUUCGCCUCCAAUUGAAGUUAAAGUUGGGGAUGCAGGCAGAGAAUACAUAAACAUCACCUGGAGGGCACCUGAGAAGAAUGGAGGAAGUCCUGUCACUGGAUAUCAUGUUGAGUUGGCUGAGGCUGACACAGACAAGUGGAUGAGGAUCAAUGCUCGUCCUAUAAAAGAGCUUAGAUUCAGGGCUGAAGAUGGCAUUAUUCCUGAGAAACAAUAUGUUCUUAGAGUCCGUGCUAUCAAUGCUGUUGGGGUCAGUGAUCCCUCAGAAAUAUCCGACAAAGUCUUUGCUAAAGAUCCAGACAGUGCACCAAAGAUUGAUGUACAGACCCAAGAUGUUGUUGUUGUUGAGGGUGAAAAGAUGUUCCUAAAGAUCCCAUACAAAGCAAUUCCCAAGCCAUCAAUGGGUUGGAAGAAGGAUGAGGCAGAACUAAAGGCAGAUGACAGGCUGACUAUGAGAUGUGAACUCAACAGUAUCCACCUCGAGCUUCUAAAAUGCAAGCAUGAAGAUGCUGGGGUCUACACAGUGACUCUAGAAAACAGUCUGGGUUCAGUUACUGGAACAAUUAAUGUUAAAGUGAUUGGUCUGCCUGGACAAUGCAAGAGCAUUUCCCCAAGUGAAGUCACCAAGAACUCCUGUAAAAUCUCAUGGGAGGCCCCAGAGAAUGAUGGUGGUAGCCCUAUUUUGCACUAUGUACUAGAGCGAAGGGAGGCUCAGAAGAAAACAUUUAUGCCUGUGAUGUCUGGAGUCAAUAUCCUAGACUUUGUGGUCAAAGACCUUAUGAUAAAUAGUGAAUAUUACUUUAGAGUUAAAGCUGUCAAUCGAAUCGGUAGUGGCGAAUAUCUUGAGCUUCGCAACCCUGUCAUCAUAGAGGAGCAGAAACAGCGGCCUGACCCACCAGUUGAGGUUGAGGCAAAGAACCCUACCUCUCAGUCCAUUACAGUUACUUGGAAAGCCCCACCCUAUGAUGGUGGCUGUCCAAUUACUGGUUAUAUUCUGGAGAAAAUUGAGAAGGAUGGUGAUAGUUUUAAUAGAUGUGUUCCAAACCUGGUGCCUGGUUUCUCCUACACCAUCACUGGCUUGACUGAAGGACAAGAAUAUCAGUUCCGUGUUCGUGCCGAGAAUGUGGCUGGAGAAAGUGACCCUUCUCGCAGCACUCCACCAAUUAAGGCUGCAGAUCCUGUUGAUCCACCAAAGGUAUCACUACAUGUACGCAUUGCCUCUGGCUUGACCAUUCGAAAGGGUGAGGAGAUUAGACUGGAUGCCCACAUUUCAGGAUCACCCUACCCCACUGUGACAUGGUUUAGGAAUGAGGAAAAUGUCCAGAAGACUGUCAAGAAGAAGCCAGAUUUCCAUGUGAGAAAGAAAAAGAAGACCAAGUCUUUAUACCCUGAGCCAGAGGAAGAGUUUCAUCCUCCACUUCCCGAUCGUCUGUCAUAUGACCAGAGCAAAAGAGGCGAGACUGCGAUGAUGGUGCGUGAUGCCAUUAGAGAUGAUCAUGGACAUUUCACCAUCAGAGUUGAGAAUACUCACGGUUUUGCAACUGCAUCUUGUGAAGUUAAUGUUCUUGAUAAGCCCGGACCACCUGUAAACUUUGGAUUUGAUGACAUCAUGAAAAACUCUGUCACUUGCAUGUGGAAUGCGCCACUUGAUGACGGUGGCAGUGAAAUCAUCAACUACAUCCUGGAGAAAAAAGACAUCACCACUGAUGAAAUUGGUUGGGUUACUGUUACCUCAACCCACAAAGGAUACAACUACCCUGUAAGCAAACUCAUUGAAGGAAAGGAGUAUAUUUUCAGAGUGACAGCUGAAAACAAGUUUGGCUGUGGACCACCAUGCUAUUCCGAGCCGCUUCUUGCAAAGAAUCAAUUCGAUCCUCCUGAUGCUCCUAACAUGCCAAGAAUUGGAGAAGUCACUGCCAACAGUGUUGCCUUGACUUGGCAUGAACCAAAGGACAAUGGUAGUCCCAUUUUGGGCUACUGGAUUGAGAAACGUGAGGUCAACAGCAAGUACUGGACCAGAGUAAAUCGUAAUCUUCUCAGCUCCCUGGGAACCAAGGUUGAAGGUCUUAUGGAAAGCCUAGUUUACGUCUUCAGAGUUUGUGCUGAGAAUCUUGCUGGCCCUGGAGAAUUUAGUGUCCCAACAGAUCCUGUAGUUGCAAUGGAUCCAAUAUUGCCUCCGGGUCCUCCUGUGCCAAGGAUUGUUGAUACCACAAAUACGACAGUUGAAAUUGCAUGGAUUCCUCCAAUAUACAAUGGUGGUGGAGAUAUUCUUGGAUAUCAUGUUGAGCGUUGCGUUGUUGGCGAAAAAGAAUGGGUUCGCAGCACUGAGUUCAGAUGCAAGGAAUGCAAGUACACCUUGACUGGCCUGACCGAGGGAGCAGAUUAUAACAUCCGUGUAUAUGCUGUAAAUGAAGCUGGUCAUGGAGUCCCAGGAAUGACUGAACCAGUUCAAGUGAAAGAGCCUGAACUGGCCCCAGGAAUCGAGUUUGAUAUCUCUGUAAGGAAUGGAGUAAUUAUAAAAGCAGGAGGUACUCUGCGCAUACCAGCUUAUAUUGUCGGCAGACCCGUACCAGAGGUGAAAUGGACGAAAGACGAUGCUGAACCUGACAAAGAACGCGUUAUCAUCGAAAGGGUUGGAAACUGCAGCACUGUGAACAUCAAGAAUGCUCUUCGAACUGACCAUGGCAAAUAUGAGAUCACAGGAACCAACGCUAGUGGGACAAAAUCUGCUUUUAUCAAGGUUGAUGUUAUGGAUGUUCCUGGACCAGUGGUUGAUCUAAAGACGGUCCAUGUUAGCAAGAAGAUGAUCUCACUUACAUGGGCUGAUCCUGUUGAUAAUGGGGGAAGUGAUAUUAUAGGAUAUGUUGUUGAGAGAAAAGAUGCCAAGAAGCAUAUAUAUAGACAGCCACUGGAAACUGCUACAUGCAAAUGUGACAUCGUUGGCCUUCUUGUGGGUGAAGAAUAUAUGUUUAGAGUGGUUGCAAAAAACAAGUUUGGCUUUGGUGCCCCUGUUGAUCUUGGACCUGUCCUAGCUGUGGAUCCUUUAGGUGUGCCUUCUGCACCAGAGAAGCUUCACUCUAUUGCAAGAACAAAGAACACUGUGACACUUGCUUGGCAGCCUCCUAACAGUGAUGGUGGCUCUCCCAUUAGAGGCUAUUACGUUGAAAAAAUGCGAGAGGACAGUGAUGAAUAUGAUGUUGCGAGCCGACAGAUGUGUAAAGAUCUCACAAUUACAGUCGAAAAUCUGAACGAGAACAUGAUGUAUGACUUCAGAGUGAAGGCUGUCAACGAAGUUGGAGAUAGUGAACCAUCCAGACCUAUAAGUGUCCAUGUUCGAGAUGAUGUGUUUGCCCCAAAAGUGACAUUGUUGAAGUAUAUCCAGAGCAAUAACAUAAUUGUCAAGAAAGGAGCAGCCAUUGAAAUCCAUGCUCAAAUUACUGGUCUGCCGUUGCCCACAUUCGUGUGGACAAAGAACAAUGUUGGUCUUGAAGCAUCAACUGAGACCAUGACACUUGAAUCUGAGGAGAUCGACAGGCAAACUAUCAAAACCAAGAUUGUUAUUCCUGAAACUGUAAGACAAGACACAGGCAUAUACAAACUGACCGCAACAAAUCUUCAUGGAACCGGCCAAAUAGUUAUCAAAGUUGAUGUUUUAGAUCGUCCAUCACCCCCAAGAAACAUUGUGAUCUCUGAUAUUAAGGCUGAGUCUUGCUACCUUACUUGGGAUGCUCCAGAGGACAAUGGAGGAAGUGACCUCACCAAUUACAUUAUUGAAAAGCGAGAUGCCAGCAAAAAGAAAACGGACUGGGAGCAGCUGACUUGUUGUGUUAUAGACAGACGCUAUGGGGUUUACAAGCUAGAAGCCUAUGGCACUUUCCAGUUCCAGAUAACAGCACAGAACAAAUAUGGACUGAGUGAUGGGUGUGAAUCAGAAAAAGUUGUCCUCAAGGAUCCAUAUGGCCUUCCUGGUCCACCUCUUAGACCAAGAAUCCUUGAACGUAACCGUUCAUCUAUGGUGGUAGCUUGGGAUCCUCCAAAAGACAAUGGUGGAGCAACCAUUCAGGGCUACUGGAUUGAAAAGAGAGAGAGGGGAGCUGUGUACUGGAGUCGGGUUAAUAGGGCUUCUGUAACAAAGCCAGCUGUUAGAUGCUUAGACUACAAUGUUCUACAUCUCAUUGAAGGUUUUGAGUACCAGUUCCGUGUGAUGGCACAAAAUGCUGCUGGCAUUGGACCUCCAAGUGAGGCGACAGAAUGUGCGUUUGCCUUGGACCCAACAAAGCCACCAAGCCAGCCACCUGCACCUCAGGUAAAAGACAAGACAAAAAGCAGUGUAACUCUAGCCUGGGCUCCACCAGAUAAGGAUGGAGGAAGCCCUAUUAAAGGCUAUAUUGUUGAAGUUCAGGAUGAAGGCUCAAACGAGUGGACAAGAGUUAAUCAACCUGAUAAGCCCAUUCUCACUACGUCUUACACUGUCCCAGACCUCAAAGAGAACAGGAAAUGUCGAUUCAGAAUUGUUGCUGUUAAUGAUGCUGGAGAGUCGGAGCCAAGUCCUAGGACUGCUGAUACCAUGGUGCAGGAUAUAGUGGAGGAACCCAUUAUUACAUUGGGGGUCUCAGCUUGUGACCUGCUUUGCUGUCAUGCUGGAACAGCGAUUAGAAUUCCUGCCACCAUAACAGGCAGACCUGUACCAAGUGUCAAAUGGGAAUUUGAUGGAACUGCCCCAACUGAGACAAAGAAUGAGCAGCACAUUCUUCCGGUGGAUUCAAAGGUCUCAUCAACGGAUACCACAACAGAAGUAGUUAUCCCUGAGAGUAAGCUCAACCACUCUGGACAGUACAUCAUUACGGCAUCAAAUCAAGGUGGUACUAAAGUGGUAAAAGUCCGUGUAACAGUACUUGACUUACCUGGGCCUCCUAAAGACCUCAAAAUCACUGACAUCACAAGAAGUACAUGCAGGCUUACAUGGAAGCCUCCAGAUAAUGAUGGUGGUGAGAGAAUCAAGAGCUACUACAUUGAGAAGAAGACAGUUGAAGGAAAAGCUUGGACAAAGGUCAACCCAGCCUGUGCUAGCCAGUCUCUGGUAGUCGGAGACCUUGCUGAGGGACAAGAAUACUUGUUCCGCAUUCGGGCUGAGAAUCGCUUUGGUAUUGGACCUCCUCUGCAAACUUUCCAAAGGACAAAAGCAAAGGAUCCCAUCCAUCCUCCUGAUCCACCCACAAGAGUCAAAAUUCUCAACGUAUCCAAAGGAACAGUGACUUUAACAUGGAAGCCACCCAAAAAUGAUGGUGGAUCACCUGUAACACAUUACAACGUUGAACGACUUUGGUGGGAUUCUAGUGGGGAGCAGAAAGAGUCUUGGAGACAGUGCAAUCGACGUGACAUUGAUACCACUACCUUCAAAGUGGAGGACCUUAACGAGGGUGCUGAGUAUGAAUUCCGUGUCAAAGCUGUAAAUGAGGCUGGUGCAAGUAGACCAUCUUCUACUGCAGGCCCCGUCAUCGUUAAGGACCAGUCAAGGGCACCUUCCAUUGAGCUUGAAGAGUUCAUGGAAGCUGAGCAGACUACAGACAUUAGCAUUGUUGCUAAGAUCAAAGGAUGCCCAUUCCCCACCCUCACCUGGCAGAAGGCACCACCCCACAAAAGUGACGACAAGGUUGAUGUAGAAUACGACGAGCAUAUCAAUAAGCUUGUGACCGAUGACAGCUGCACUCUGCUGAUCCAGCAAAGCAACCGCUUAGACACUGGCCUCUAUACACUCACUGCAAGCAACAGUUUAGGCAAGGUCUCCAAAGAGAUGAGACUUAAUGUUCUAGGACUACCUGGACCACCUUCUGCACCAAUCAAGUUUGAGGAGAUUCAUGCUGAAAAUAUUACCAUCUCAUGGCUACCUCCAAAAGAUGAUGGUGGCUCCAAAAUUACUAACUACACCAUAGAGCGACGAGUUGCCAACAGAAAAACAUGGAUUCCGGUCCCAGGGGCACCCAAAGAACGUGUGUUUACAAUUGAGGGUCUGAUGCCUGGUCAUGAGUAUAUAUUCCGCAUCAGGGCACAGAAUAAAUAUGGAGUUGGUGAUCCUCUUGACAGUGAACCAGAGGUUGCAAGAGAUAUAUUCACUGUUCCAGGACAAUGCGAGAAGCCAACACUAUCAAGUAUUACAAUGGAUUCCAUUACUGUAAACUGGGAAGAGCCAGAAACAGAUGGUGGCAGUCCAAUCACUGGGUACUGGCUUGAGCGUAAAGAGACAACAUCGAAGCGCUGGAAUAGAGUCACCCGUGAUCCAGUCAGGCCCAUGCCUUUUGGUGUGUCUUACAAAGUCACAGGACUCAUUGAAGGAUCUCAGUACCUGUUCCGUGUCACUGCAAUCAAUGCAGCUGGGUGCGGACCUGCAAGUUUACCAUCUGACCUGACAGUUGCCAGGGAUCCAAUUGCUCCUCCUUCACCACCAACCCCCAAAGUUACUGACUGGACGAAUACGACAGUUGACUUGGAAUGGAUUCCACCUCUAAAAGAUGGAGGCUCAAGGGUUAUUGGUUACUAUGUUGAAUACAAAGAGGAAGGCACCGAGGCUUGGGUUAAGGCCAAAGAAAAAGAAAUCAGGGGAACCAGAUUUGUAAUCACUGGGCUGAAACAGAAUGGAUUUUACAAGUUUAGAGUUUUGGCAUUGAACGCUGCUGGACUGAGCGAACCGGGAGAAGUUGCUGAAGUUCUUGAAAUGAAGGAAAAAAUAAUUGCCCCAGAACUUGACCUGGAUGUCUCAAUGAAAGAGAAGAUUGUUAUUCAUGCAGGUGGUGUGAUUCGCCUCAUAGCAUAUGUCUCAGGCCAGCCUGCACCGGAAAUCACAUGGAACAGAGAUGGCGGAGCUGUUCCACCAGAGGCUGUUGUCGAGACUACGUCAAUCAGCACCUCCUUAGUCAUUAAGAAUUGCAUUAGAAGUCAAAAAGGAGUUUAUACUCUAACGGCAAAGAAUGCUGGCGGAGAAGUCAAGAGGACUGUCAUUGUUGAUGUUAUUGAUGUUCCUGGUCCAGUUGGUAUACCUUUCAUAGCAGACAAUCUAGGUACUGACUCCUGCAAAUUGACAUGGUUCUUCCCAGACGAAGAUGGCGGCUCACCAAUAUCUAACUACCUAAUUGAGAAGCGUGAAGCUGAACGCAAAGCAUGGACGGCAUGCUCUUAUAAUGCUGCUCGACAAAACGCUGUGGUUGAUAAUCUUACUUUAGGAAAAGCAUACUUCUUCAGAGUUGCACCUGAAAAUGCAGUGGGACUUGGACCAUUCCGUGAAACGGCAUGCGAAAUUGUCAUCAAGGAACGUCUAAGCGUACCAGACCGUCCAGAGGAAAUUGAGGUCACUGCUAUCACUAAAGACUACGUUAGUUUAACAUGGAAGCCACCAAAGAAUGAUGGUGGCAGUGAUGUGAUUUCCUACGUAUUAGAGGCCCGAAUGAUUGGCAAGGACAAGUUUAUGAGAUUGACCAAAGAAAAACUGAUGGACAGGAAAUUCACAUAUGAUUGUCUCCGGGAGGGUGAGACGUAUGAAUUCCGUGUGAGUGCAGUCAACGAGAUUGGUCAGGGCAAGCCAUCCUUCUGCACCAAACCAAUCAUCUGCAAAGAUGAACUUGAACCCCCGACGAUCGAAGUAGACUUCCGUGACAAAAUCAUUGCUCGUGUUGGAGAUAGCUUUGCUCUGCAAGGACGCUACUCAGGCAAGCCGGCCCCUUCAGUUAUAUGGUCAAGAGAUGACGAGGAGCUCAAGGCAGAUAAACAUAUUCAGUUCAAGAACACUCUUACUACCAUGUGCCUUGGCAUUAUCAAGGCUCAGCGUGAACACAGUGGCAAAUAUUGUGUUACGGUUGAAAACUGUACAGGAUCCCGCAAAGGCACUUGCAAUGUCACUGUUGUUGACCGCCCAUCACCGCCUGAAGGUCCAGUUAUAUUUGAUGAAGUUCACAGAGAUCAUAUGGUCAUUUCUUGGAAGCCUCCUCUUGACAGUGGUGGCUGUGAAAUUUCCAACUAUAUAAUUGAGAAGAGAGAUUCUAACAGAGACAUGUGGAUCACUGUAACGGCUGCUUCCACAAAAACCACCUGCAAAGUGCCUAAGCUUGUGGAAGGCCGUGUAUAUAUCUUGAGAAUCAGUGCAGAGAAUUUGUAUGGCAUCAGUGACCCAUUGGAGUCUGAAGAAAUGAAGGCCAAAGAUCUUUUCAGAGUACCUGAGGCCCCUGAAGAGCCAACAGUUAGAGAAGUAUACCAUGACUCAGCCCUGGUGCUCUGGAACCGUCCUCGUGAUGGUGGCAAGCCCAUUACCAACUACUACUUAGAAAAGAAGGAGCCAUCUGGUAAGAGAUGGUCCAGAGCAACUAGAGAUCCCAUCUACCCAGCUACCCAGUACAGAGUGCAAGAUCUCAUCGAAGGCUGUGAAUAUGAAUUCCGUGUCACAGCAGAGAACGAAAUUGGUAGUGGAGACCCAAGCCCUCCUUCUAAGCCUAUCCUAGCCAAGGAUCCUAUCGUUUUGCCUAGCCCGCCUGUUCUACCUGAGGCAGUUGACAAAACAAAGGAUUCCGUGAGUCUGUCAUGGCGCGUUCCCCGCCAUGAUGGCAAAGGCAAACUCUUUGGAUACCUUAUCGAGUAUCAGAAGCCUGGCGCCAUUGAUUGGCUGCAGGCCAACGAGACACCAGAGUCUUGCCCUGACACCAAUUUUGUUGUAAAGAACUUGCCUGAGGGUGAAGAAUUCCGUUUCAGGAUUAUGGCUGUAAAUGCAGCUGGAAAAUCUGAGCCUGCUUACGUAAAGGACCCGGUUAAAGUGCACGACAGACUUGAGGAGCCAGAGCUGUUGCUAGAUGCCAAUAUGUCUCGGGAUCAUCUGGCUAUGAUUGGAACAGAUAUCACACUAAGUGCUGUGAUUAAGGGCAUCCCAAUUCCCACUGUUUCUUGGAAGAAAAAUGGUGAAGAUGUUCCCGCUCAUUGUGUAAUUCAAGUAACAGCAAGUGGAAGUAAAUUGCAUAUAAAGAAAUGUACCCGUGCCGACAGUGGAAACUACACUAUCACAAUUCAGAAUGCAGCAGGCUCCAAGACAGCAACAUGCGCUGUGCUUGUUCUUGAUAAACCCGGACCGCCAAGAAAGCUUACUGUCUCUGAAGUUACAAGCGAGUCAGCUUAUCUAACCUGGCAAAAACCUGAGGAUGAUGGUGGUGCUGUGAUCUCUCACUAUGUUGUGGAGAAAAAAGAUGUUGCAGCUGAUAAGUGGGUGCCAGUCUGUGCUUCAUCCAAGAAGCCUAGCCUAAUGGCUUUGUACCUAAUAGAGGGUGUUCAGUAUAUUUUCCGUGUGGCAGCUGAGAAUCAGUUUGGAAGGAGUGCAUAUGUUGAAACCAGCAAGCCUACAAAAGCAGUUGAUCCUCUCUAUCCUCCUGGGCCUCCCAAGAAUUUGCACCACACUGAUGCAGAAAAAACAGAAGUAUGGCUACAAUGGGAGUGGCCUGAUCGCACUGGUGGAAGUGAAAUCACUGGAUUUAUUGUUGAACAUCAAGAAGAAGGAACUACUGAUUGGGUCACCUUCAAAACUGUCAGCGACCCUGCCUGUCAUGUCACUGGACUUGUAGAAGGAAAGACCUACCGAUUCCGUGUAAAAUCCCAAAAUGCAAUUGGAAUUAGCCGACCAGAUACCAGUGUACCGAUCACUUGCCAGGAGAAGACUUUGGCACCAUCUAUUGAAGUGGACGUGAAGCUCAUUGAGGGGCUUACUGUAAAGGCUGGAACCACAAUCGUGCUUCCUGCAGUAAUGAAAGGAAUACCAAUUCCAACACCCAAAUGGCUAAGUGAUGGCAACGAGCUGAAAACAGAGGGCAAAUACAAGAUUGAUAUCGACGGAACUUCAACAGUUCUAAACAUUGCCGAUUCUGCAAGGAUUGACAGCGGAGAAUAUAUACUCACUGUUUCGAAUCCUGCUGGAAGCAAGUCAGUUGCUCUUCACGUAACAGUUCUUGAUCUUCCCGGUCCUCCGCUUGGACCUGUCAAUAUCCUUGAUGUCACUCCUGAUCACAUGACUAUCCAAUGGCGUCCACCUCAGGAUGAUGGUGGCACACCGUUGAUGAACUACAUUGUUGAAAAGAAGGAUGUGAAGAAGACAUGGGAGCCAUGGUCUGUUGUGAGUUCUGGAAGUACCAGCACCAAAGCUAAGGUGCCGCGUUUAGAGAAGGGCCGUGAAUAUAUUGUGCGCAUUCGUGCUGAGAACAAGAUUGGCAUUGGUGCUGCUCUUGAAACUCCUCCAACUGUUGCCAGGCAUAUGUUUAAUCCACCAGGUCCUCCAGGACCACCAACAUGUGCUGAUAUCACAGAAAAUGCCGUGACGUUGUCAUGGACGGCACCAGAAACUGAUGGUGGAAGUCCAGUUAGUGGCUACAUUGUGGAACGCAGGGAGAUGACCGGUAAAUGGAUUCGUGUGAAUAAAAUACCAGUCUUGGAUCUUCGCUAUAGGGUCUCUGGUCUCUUUGAGGGAAACGUCUAUGAAUUCCGCAUAUUUGCUGAAAAUGUUGCUGGUGUAAGUGAACCUUCCUAUCCUUCAGACCACAUGAAAGCCACACGCCCAAUUGCUCCUCCAGGACCGCCAAGUAACAUAAGACUGAAGGACUGGAGCAAGUCAUAUGCAGAUUUAGUGUGGAUCAAACCUAACAGAGAUGGUGGUAGCCCUGUUUUAGGCUAUGUUAUUGAAUGCCAGAAAUCCGGAUCUGCUCAGUGGGACAGAAUCAACAAAGACCUCAUCAAGCCAUGUGCAUUUAGAGUCCCAGGACUUGUUGAAGGCACAGAGUACAGAUUCCGUAUCAGAGCAUCUAACAAAGUUGGAGAUGGAGAGCCACGAGAGCUAACAGAGACGGUACUUGCCAAAGACAUUCUUGUUCCUCCAGAGGUUACUGUCGAUGUUGCUUGCCGCGACCUUGUAACAGUUCGGGCAGGACAGAUCAUUAGCCUUGUCACCCGAGUGAAAGGCAGACCCGAUCCUGAAAUCACAUGGACUAAGGAUGCGAGAGCUUUAGGCAGAGACAAGCGUACAGAGUUGAUUAACAACUUUCCACAUGUUGAACUCGUCAUUCAGGAUGCUGUCAGAGGAGAUUAUGGAAAAUAUGCAAUUCAUGCCAAAAACAGCAGUGGUUCAGCAAAUGCUACAAUCGUUGUUAAUGUUCUUGACAUUCCUGGAGCUUGCCAGAACCUGAAGGUUUCAUAUGCGACCAAGGAUUCCUGCAUGGUGUCUUGGGAAAAUCCAGAAGACAAUGGUGGCACUGAAAUUACAAAUUACAUAAUUGAGAGCCGUCAACCUAGUCAAAGGGGAUGGACGAUUAUUUCAUCCGAUUGCACCAAACGUGUUAUUAAGGCUCCACUUGUUGAGAACUGUGAAUACCUGUUCCGUGUUAGCGCCGAGAACAAAAUUGGUGCAGGGCCACCCACAGAAACAAAAACUGCAGUCCUUGCUGUGGACCCAGUUGGGAAACCUGGUGAGCCAGAGAAUUUCCAUAUUAGUGAAAUCGGAAAAACCUUCGUCUUUCUGAAAUGGAAGAAGCCAGAAUACGAUGGUGGAAGCCGCAACCUCGCCUAUCAUGUGGAAAAGAAACCGAAAGAAGCUGAAGAAUGGGAACGACUUCACAAAGGGGCUAUUAAAGAGACAUAUUUUAUGGCUGACAGAUGCAUAGAAAACCAAAUAUAUCAGUUUAGAGUACAAACAAAGAAUGAAGGAGGAGAGAGCAACUGGGUGACUACAGCUGAAGUUCUUGUUAAGGAGGAACUUGCAGUUCCUGAGAUACAUGUCAAGUUGGCUGGUGCUUUGGUAGUUAAAGCCGGAGAUUCUAUUCCAAUUGAGGCUGAGGUUAAAGGCAAACCACAUCCAGAUGUCAAAUGGGCUAAAGAAGGUGACACUGGAGACAUCAAUCGAAGUCCUCGACUACAGGUUGAAACUGGCACUAACUUCUCUAAAUUCCUGCUUACAAAUUCCAAGCGAUCAGAUACUGGAAAAUAUACUGUCACUGCAACUAAUGCUGCUGGAAGCUGUACUGCUGUAGCUAAAGUAAACGUUUUAGACCGACCUGGACCUAUUAGAAAUCUCAAGGUGUCAGGCAUCACUGUGGACAGAUGCAAGUUGGACUGGGAAGUCCCCGAGGAUGAUGGUGGAUGUGAAAUUUAUAACUACAUCAUUGAAAAAUGUGAGACAAAGAGAGGUGUCUGGUCAAUUUAUUCUUCUGCUGUUAUAAAAACAACUGCAAAUGUAACUCAUUUAACCGAAGGAAAUGAGUACAUCUUUAGGGUAAGGGCAGAGAACAAGAUGGGCACUGGACCUUCUGUACAAACCGAGUCUAUUAUUGCAAGGACCCAGUUCAGCAGACCUGGUGCACCGGAUGCACCUGAAGUGACCAAAGUUGCAAAAGAUGAAAUGACAGUUGUAUGGUGCUCUCCUGAUAAUGAUGGUGGAAAACCCAUCACUGGUUAUAUUCUCGAAAAGAAAGAAGAACAUGGAAUUAGAUGGACACCGGUUACUAAAUCUCUUAUUAGCGAUACAUGUUUGACUGUAACAGGAUUGUUGCCUAAUCAUGAAUACCAAUUUCGAGUAAAGGCUGAGAACGAGAUUGGAGUAGGUGAUGCAAGCAAACCAUCCAGAACAUAUACUGCAAAAGAUCCUGUUGGGCCUCCUGGUCCUGUUGAAAACUUAAAGGUGACUGAUAGUACAAAGACAUCAAUUACUCUUGGAUGGACAAAGCCUACACAUUUUGGAGGUGCUCCACUCAUUGGGUAUGUAGUUGAGCUCCGAGCCAAGGGUACAGGCAAGAAGGGAGAUGAAGGAUGGAAGAGGUGCAACGUUGCUGCCCAGUUAAGUGGAACAGAGUUCACAGUCACAAGCCUGGAUGAGACACUUUUAUAUGAAUUCCGUGUUUCUGCGCAAAACCAGAUUGGUUUAAGCCAACCAACUAAUCUUGAGGGACUUGUUUCUCCACGAGAGAUAUUUGAGGCCCCUGAAGUUUCUUUGGAUGCUGAGCUUAAGAAAGGUCUUACUGUUAGAGCUGGCUGCCCAAUAAGAAUAGUUGCAACUGUCAGGGGACGCCCACCUCCUAGGGUGCAGUGGAGAAGAAUGGGACUCGAUAACGUGGUCAAGAAGGGUCAUGUGGACCUCAUUGACACAAUGACAUUCCUUGUCAUCCCUGAUACCACCCGUGAUGACUCAGGCAAAUACUCACUGACUGUAACAAGCUCAGCGGGGGAAAAAGCUGUAUUUAUAAAUGUUAAAGUACUUGACACACCUGGACCAGUUGUUGGUCUGGAGGCCACAGACAUCACAACAGUAUCUUGCAACCUGUCAUGGUCCCCACCUGAAAAUGAUGGUGGCAGUCAAGUAACUCAUUAUAUUGUUGAAAAGCGUGAAAUCGAUCGCAAGACUUGGGCAACAGUUAAAUCUAAUAUUGAGAAAACAACCUUUCAAGUCAGCAAUCUUGUACCAGGAACUGAAUAUAAUUUCAGAGUUACAGCAGUGAAUGAGUAUGGUCCAGGGGUUCCAAAUGCCACACAGAGAUCAUAUCUUGCUUCUGACCCUAUCAGUAAACCUGACCCACCACAAAAAGUUGACGUUUUGGAGAUUACUAAAAACAGUGCUAAGGUGGGCUGGGUGAAGCCAAUGAGGGAUGGUGGAGCUAAGAUUGAUGGCUACAUUAUUGAAUACCUUGAGAUUCCUGAGCCCAAAAUUAGGGAACCAGUGGUAGCUGAAACUGCGGUGGAGCCUGGUGCUGAGCCUGCGCCCCCACCACCACCACCAGUAGUGAAGGAGGAGGAAGUAAAGGAGGAAAAGAAAGAAUGGACACCAUAUACCACUGUUAAAGAUCUAUUUAUCUCUGUUGCGGGCCUGAAGGAGGGAAGGAAAUAUCGCUUCAGAGUAGCUGCACGCAAUGCCAUGGGUGCUAGUAUUCCCACUGAAACCAAAGAAGCAUAUGAGAUUAAAGAACAAAUGUUGGAACCCAAGGUUGUCAUGCCGGAGCUUGUCACUGCAAAAGCAGGGGCAAAAGUAAGAGUUGAGGCUCUGGUAUCGGGCAAACCAGCACCUGUGUGUCAGUGGAAGCGAGGAGAAGAUAACGUGGUCUCCUCAAGCCGCCUGGCAGUACACAAAUCCCAGAACAUGUGUGUUCUCAUCAUCAAAGAUGUCUCAAGGACAGAUAGUGGUCAAUAUAGCCUUGUGGCAGAAAACAGCACAGGAAAGGUGGAACAAGAGUUGAAAAUUGUCAUUAAAGAUAUUCCUGGACCACCUCAGCCACCGUUUGAAAUUAGUGACAUUGACUCAGAUGCCUGCACACUGUCUUGGGACAAACCACUUGAAGAUGGUGGUAGCAAUAUCACUAACUACAUGGUUGAGAAAUGUGAUGUGAGCAGAGGGGAUUGGGUUACUGCUGUUUCUAGCUGUGGCAAGACGGGUUGUCGACUUGGAAAACUUGUUCCUGGAAAGGAAUACAUGUUCCGUGUUCGUGCAGAGAACCGUUUUGGAAUUUCUGAGCCCAUUACAUCUGAGAGGAUGGUAGCUAAAUUCCCAUUUGAUGUUCCUGGAGAACCUUUGAACUGUCGCAUCACGAAAAUUAACAAGGACUGCAUGUUUGUGGCUUGGUCACAGCCUGAGUCAGAUGGUGGCAGUCCAGUUACUGGAUAUUACAUUGAGCGAAAAGAGAGGAAUAGUCUCUUGUGGGUUAAGGCGAAUGAUUCAGUUGUACGAACGACUGAAUAUCCUUGUGCUGGUCUAAUUGAAGGUUUGGAAUACACGUUCAGAGUAUCUGCUAUUAACCGCGCAGGACAGGGCAAACCAAGUGCAAAGACUGAAUUUUUCACUGCAAGAACACCAGUGGAUGCUCCAGGUAAACCAGAGGUACUUGAUGUAACCAAAAAUAAAGUCACACUGGUUUGGGCUAAACCAAAGCACGAUGGUGGAAGCAAGAUCAUUGGAUACUAUGUUGAAGCCUUGAAGGUUCCUGGAGACAAAUGGGUGCGAUGCAACACAAGCAGUCAGAACGUACCUCGGGAAGAAUACACUGUAUCUGGAUUAGAUGAGGGUGCCCAGUAUCAAUUUAGGGUUAUUGCAAAAACAGCCAUUAACCUUAGCAGGCCAUCUGAAGUCAGUGAUCCUAUUCUGGUGUCAGCAGAGAAUGUUCCUCCAAGAAUAGAACUAGCAAUACAGAUGAAGAAGAUGGUGCCACAGAAAGCCGGGUCAGACAUCUGCCUUGAAGCUGAAGUUUAUGGCAAACCGAUGCCAAAGGUUACAUGGAGCAAGGAUGGAAAUGUCUUGAGCAUGGAUAAGGACAUGAAGAUGACACAAAAGAGACACCUAUUUUGUCUAAACCUCCCUGCAGUCACAAAACUCCACACCGGGUUGUAUACCAUUCUCGCUGAAAAUGCAAGUGGCUCUAAGACAGCAGACAUACAGCUCACAGUUCUAGAUGUACCUGGCCCACCAGCCUCCAUCAAGUUAGAAGAGGUCCUUUCCGAUCGUGUAAAAUUGAGCUGGACACCUCCACUUGCAGAUGGUGGUUCACCGAUUACAAAAUACAUUGUGGAUAAGCGUGAGUUGAGCCGGGCUAAUUGGGCCCAGGUAUCUGCUAAAAUCGCUCGCGAUGCAACCGAGUUUUCCGUGGAAAGGCUGAUUAAGGGACAUGAAUACCAGUUCCGUGUACGAGCUGAAAACCGACUUGGAGUCGGCGAUGCCAUCCUCUCGGAUCCUGUUGUUGCUAAAGACCCUUUCACUGUUCCUGGACAAUGUGAUCCACCAAUCAUUACUAAUAUCACCAAAGAGAAAAUGACUGUAAGCUGGAAGGAACCUUCUGAAGAUGGCAACUCUACCAUUCUUGGAUAUAUUGUCGAGAAGCGUGAGAUCAAAGAAAUUAACUGGACCAAAGUGAAUAGGAAGCCAUUAACUGAACGAACACUUGAAGUUAGAGGUUUCUCAGAAGGGGCUCAAUAUGAAUUUAGAGUUGCUGCAGUUAACAGAGCUGGUCAAGGAAAGCCCAGUGACCCAUCCAAUGCUGCUGCUGCAGUUGAUCCUAUUCAUCCUCCUGGGCCUCCAAUUUCACCAAAGGUUACAGGCACAAGUAACAGCACUAUUAGCUUAUCUUGGACGAAACCUGCCAAUGAUGGUGGAAGUGAUAUUUUGGGAUAUCUAGUUGAAUGCAAGAGAGCAGAUACAAAAGACUGGAUUCGCUGCAAUGUCCCAAAGAACUUGCAGGACACACACUUUGUUGUCACUGGACUCUUGGAGAAAGCAGAAUAUCAACUACGUGUCAGUGCUGUGAACAAAGUUGGCUUUGGUCAGCCAUGUGAAGUUCCGGAUAAACAUGUUGCAAAGGAAGUCUUUGUUGCACCUGAGGCUGAACUUGACGCAAUUUUGAAGGAUACAUUGGUGCUUCAGGCUGGUGUUUCAAUGAAACUUCAUGCCAAAAUUAAAGGCCACCCUGUUCCAAAGGUCACAUGGGCCAAGAUGAGCACCAACAUAAAGGACAGACAGGGACUUGUUAUAAAAGUGACAGACACUGACACAACAGUUUUUGUCGAAAGAGUUAAUAGAUACGAUGCAGGAAAAUACAUUCUCAAUCUUGAUAAUGUCGGUGGCAUGAAGAUGUACACAAUUGUUGUUAAGGUUAUAGAUACCCCAGGCCCACCAUUAAACCUGAUGGUGAAAGAGACAACAAAGGACAGUACAUCUAUCACGUGGGAUGAACCUUUAAUAGAUGGUGGAAGUGAAAUUACAGGUUACAUCGUAGAAAAACGUGAUGCAGAGAGAAAAGCAUGGUCCAUGGUUUCCAGCUGUGACAAAAGAUUUUUCAAGAUUGAGGACCUGGAGCCUGGAAGAUCUUACUACAUUAGAGUCAAGGCCCAGAACAAGUAUGGUACUGGUGAGCCUGGUGAAACAGCAGAUGCUGUCAGAGCCACUGAACAACCUGGACCUGUUAUGGACUUCAAAGCUUUACUAGUAACUAAAGAUUCAUGCACUCUGUCUUGGAAGAAGCCAAUUAGUGAUGGUGGUAGUCGAAUAAUUGCAUAUGUGCUUGAAGUUCUUAAUGGUGAAAACAAAUGGAAAGAGCUUCUAAGAUCCAAGAGCAUGCAAUAUAGUGGUAAAGAUCUUGUUGAAGGCAAGGAAUACAAAUACAGGGUAUUGGCAACCAAUGAUUCAGGUGAUGGUCCAGUGAAGGAGCUCUCUAUUGUGGCAAAGGAUCUUAUUGUUCCUCCUAGCUGUGAUUUACGAGAUUUGCCAAACUUGAACUACAUCGCAAAAGAGGGAAGCACUGUGCGCCUUAAGAUCCCCAUUAUUGGCAAACCUGUUCCAACAGUCUCAUGGAAAAAGGGUGAAGAUGAAAAUUUGACUGACACCGGAAGAGUUUGUGUGGAAUCCACUGCUGUUAAUACAACUCUCUUUAUUCGAGACUGCCAGAGAAGUGAUGCUGGAAAAUAUACCAUUUCUCUUCGUAACACUGCGGGAUCCAAAGAAUCCGCUAUCUUUGUAAGAGUUGUUGGCAAACCAGGAAUUUGCACAGGACCAAUCAAGUUUAAGGAAGUAACAGCUGAUGGAGCUACCUUAAAAUGGGGUGCUCCUAAAGACGAUGGUGGAUCAGAGGUUACCAACUACAUUUUAGAGAAGCGUGAUUCCAUUACCAAUAUGUGGGUAACUGUUUCCUCUGCAGUGGAAACAAACAGCUAUAGAGUGGCUGGUCUCCAUGAAGGAACACAAUAUAUCUUUAGAGUUUCAGCAGAAAACAAAUAUGGAGUUGGAGAAGGUCUUAAAUCUGAAGCUAUGGUUGCCAAGCAUCCAUUCAAUGUCCCUGAUGCUCCAUCUGCUCCACAAAUCUUGAGUAUGCGUCAUGACUCUGCAACCUUGGCUUGGUCUGAUCCACGAAAAACGGGUGGUUCACCAAUUACAGGUUAUCAUGUGGAAUUCAAGGAAAGAAACAGCAUGUUAUGGAAAAGAGCUAACCCAGCACCUUUGAAAAUGAAAGACUUUAAAGUAAAAGGUUUAACUGAGGGCCUGGAAUAUGAGUUUAGAGUUAUGGCUAUAAAUCUAGCUGGUGUUGGUAAGCCUAGUCCUCCAACUGAGCCAAUGGUUGCCUUGGAUCCUAUUGAUGCUCCUGGUAAACCUGAUGUUAUUAGCAUCACAAAAAGUACAGUAACACUUCAAUGGACCGAACCUCAAUAUGAUGGUGGACACAGGCUUACAGGUUACAUUGUUGAGAGACGUGACCUUCCUGCCAAGGUCUGGGUCAAAGCCAACCCUGUAAAUGUUGUGGAGUGUGCAUAUACUGUGGACAACUUGCAGGAGGGUUGCAAGUAUGAAUUCAGAAUCAGAGCCAAGAAUGCAGCUGGAGCAAUAAGUCCACCAUCUGAACAAACAGAUACUCUUGUAUGCAUGGAUGAAUAUGUGGCACCAUCCAUUAUUAUUGACCCCUUGGUGAAGGAAGGGCUUAUAGUCAGAGCUGGAGACACAAUAGUAAUUACAGCAACAAGUAUUUUAGGCAAACCUGCCCCAAGUUCAGUGUGGUCUAAAGGAGGAAAGUAUUUCAAGCCAUCAGAUAUAUGCCAGAUUGAAACUACUCCUUCAUCCUCAACUCUAUCUAUCAAAUAUGCAAGCAGAAAGGAGUCCGGGGAGUAUACUAUUACAGCAAGCAAUCCAUUCGGGGUCAAAGAAGAGAAUGUCAAAGUAACAGUGUUGGAUGUUCCUGGGGCUCCAGGACUGAUUGAAACAAGUGGCAUAUCAUCUGAAAAGGUUACUUUGGCCUGGGCACCACCUAGUGAAGAUGGCGGAUCUCCAAUUCAGUAUUACCUUAUAGAAAAGAGGGAGACAAGCCGUCUACUAUGGACCAUUCUUGCCGAAAAAGUUAUUGACUGCCAUUUUGUUGCAAAUAAACUAAUCCAAGGAAAUGAAUACGCAUUCCGAGUAGCAGCUGUCAACAAUACUGGAGUUGGUGAUUUUUCAUAUUCAGAACCUGUUAAAAUGGUGGAUAAUUAUGGUCCCCCAGGCCCUCCAGGAAGACCAGAUGUGGAAAAUAUUGGAGGCAGUACUGCUACAAUUAAAUGGAAGAGACCAGCUGAUGAUGGAGGCAGUGAUAUCACAGGUUACAUAGUUGAGAAAAAGGAAAGAAAGGGUGUAAAGUGGACGAAAGCUUCAAAGAAGACUGUACCUGAUCUUCAAUUUGAAGUGCAGGGUCUCACAGAAGGAGUAGAGUAUCAAUUUAGAGUAACUGCUGAGAACAAAGCUGGUAUUGGGGAACCCAGUGAGCCAUCAAUAACUGCUAGAACAAAGGUCAUUGCUGAUGUACCCGGACCCCCAGUCAACCCAAGAGUCAAUGACACAACCAGAACCACAGCUGAACUGCUUUGGGGCAAACCGUUAAAUGAUGGUGGCAUGCCUGUUACAGGAUACACUGUUGAGCACAAAAGGGAUGGAGAAGAGACAUGGGUGAAGGAUACAACUACACCUUUAUUGAUCACAGAAUUUGUUGUUCCAAACUUGGAGACGGGAGCCAAGUAUCAUUUUAGAAUAAGUGCCAUGAAUGCAAUGGGACUUGGGGAAGCAGCACAAACAGUCGACGCUACUGAAAUUAUUGAACGUGAAGUAAUUCCUGACCUGGAACUUGAUGCGGAAUUGAGAAGAACACUAGUUGUCAAAGCUGGAGGCUCUAUUCGUAUAUUUGUUCCAAUUAAAGGCCGUCCAACUCCAUCUGUAACUUGGACAAAGGAGGAGACUGCGCUUAAAACCCGUGCAAACAUUGACACUACAGAGUCUUAUACUCUUUUAGUCAUUCCGGAUUGCAACAGACAUGAUGCUGGAAAAUAUGACUUAACAUUAGAAAAUGCUGCUGGAAAGAAGACUGCCUAUGUAAAUGUGAGGGUUUUGGACUCCCCUGGGCCUCCUAUCAAUCUUAAACCAAAAGCCAUUGACAAAGAAAGUGUUACACUUCAGUGGGAACUACCUCUCAUUGAUGGUGGUUCAAAGGUUACUAAUUAUAUCAUUGAGAAAAGAGAGGCAACUCGCAAAGCCUAUGCUACUGUAAUUUCAAAUUGUCCCAUGUGUUCAAUAAGAAUUCCAAAUUUGUCAGAAGGGUCCGAAUAUUACUUCAGAGUAUUUGCAGAAAAUGAAUUCGGAAUUGGUGAAGCGGUAGAAACCCUUGAUCCAAUCAGAGCAUCUCAGGCACCAAGUCCCCCAGAAACAGUCACAGUUACUGAAGUCACGAAAAACACAGCAAGUCUUGCAUGGACCAAACCAAAACAUGAUGGUGGAAGCAGAAUAACUGGGUAUGUUGUGGAGGCUCAGAAAAAAGGAACAGACCAGUGGGCUCAUGUGACCACUAUAAAGUCAUUAGACUAUACUAUAAAGAAUUUAAAUGAAAAUGAGGAGUAUGUUUUCCAUGUCAUGGCUGUUAAUUUAUCAGGCAGAAGCCAUCCUCGUGCAAGUAAGCAUGUUGUGAUAAGAGAACAAAGCACAGUCCCAGAAUUUGACUUGCGGGGUCUCUGCCGGAAGACAGUAAUAGCAAAGGCUGGAGAUGACAUAAAGGUUGAGGUACCCAUAACUGGGCGUCCUAAACCAACUGUAACCUGGCAGAAAGACCAUAAAGCUCUCAAGUUAACACAAAGGACAAUGAUUGAAAAUACCUCUACUUCAACUAUCUUGAUUAUAAAUGAAUGUUUGAGAAGUGACACUGGAGUGUAUACAAUUACAGGGAAAAACAUAGUUGGUUCAGUUACUGAUAAUAUCAUAAUCAAAGUGCAUGAUGUCCCUGGACCACCUAGGGGACCAAUCGUCUUAGACAAAAUAUCCCGUGAUUCCAUUCAGUUCUCAUGGGAUUCCCCUGAAAAUGAUGGAGGUGUACCAAUCAAUAACUACGUCAUUGAAAUAAGAGAAACCACCAAUCAGAAUUGGACAGAACUGUCUUCAAUGGUCAUUCGAACAACGUUCAAAGCAACUCAUUUAACAACAGGAGUGGAAUACCAAUUCCGUGUAAAGGCUAAAAACAGAUAUGGUGUAGGACCUCCAAUUACCUCAGAGGCCAUAGUUGCAGCUUAUCCAUUUAAGGUUCCUGGACCGCCAGGCACUCCCAAUGUUGUCAAAUUCACAAAAGACACAAUGACAAUUGGCUGGAAUGAGCCAGUUAAUGAUGGAGGAAGUGAAGUUAUUGGAUACCACGUUGAAAGAAAAGAGAGGAAUAGCAUUAUCUGGCAUAGAAUUAGCAAAACUCUUGUGGUCGGAAACCUUUUCAAAACAACCGGACUGGAGUCUGGCACUGCAUAUGAGUUCCGUGUAAUGGCUGAAAAUGUAGCUGGAAUUGGGAAGCCAAGCAAAGUAUCUGAACCCAUACUUGCUCUUGAUCCAGUGGAUCCACCUGGUCAGCCUAUACCAAUCUAUGUGUCUAAAAAUGCAAUUACAAUUCAGUGGACAAAGCCAGAAUAUGAUGGAGGUUUCAAGAUUACGGGAUAUAUUGUGGAAAAGAGAGAUCUGCCUUCUGGACGCUGGAUAAGGGCCAACUUCACAAACAUUAUUGAAACUACCUUUACUGUUAGUGGUUUAACCAAUGAUGCAUCUUACGAAUUCCGUGUAUUUGCUAGGAAUUCAGCUGGGGCAUUAAGCAAACCAUCAGAUGCAUCAGAUCCAAUCAUUUGUAAAGAUGACAUUGAAGAACCAAAAAUUACGGUUGAUGCCAAGUUUAAGGAUGUUGUCUUUGUUAGGGCAGGAGAUGUCUUCAAACUUGAUGCUGAUGUUGCAGGCCAGCCGCUACCAUCAAUGGCUUGGACCAAAGAUGGAAAGGACAUUGAACUCUCAUCUAAACUACAUAUAAAAAUGACAGACCUCACUGCUUCUUUGGUUAACAAGGACUCUCUUAGAAAAGAUGGAGGUCAGUUUGUUCUGACAGCAACCAACGUGGGUGGAUUUGCUAAACAUAUAUUCACUGUUAAAGUCCUUGAUAAACCAGGGCCACCUAGAGGACCUCUUAUGGUUUCAGAUAUCACAGCAGAAAAAUGCCUGCUUAAAUGGGCACCACCUGAAGAUGAUGGUGGGGCGAACAUUGAACACUAUGUAAUUGAAAAACGUGAGUCAAGCAGACUUGCUUGGACAAAUGUGGCAGAAGACUUGCAAGUUACGCAGUACCAGGUAACAAAAUUGCUCAAAGGAAAUGAAUACAUUUUCAGAGUCAUGGCUGUUAAUAAGUAUGGAGUUGGGGAAGCUCUUGAGUCGGACCCAACAAUUGCAGACAACCCAUAUGUUCCACCUGAUCCUCCACAAACGCCAGAGAUCACAGCUGUUACAAAGGAUUCAAUGGUGCUUUGUUGGGGAGCUCCUGCAAAUAAUGGUGGAAGUGAAAUCACUAACUAUAGCAUCGAGAGAAGAGACAGAAUUGGUUUACGCUGGGUGAAAUGUAACAAGAAGAAGGUAACUGACUUACAUUUGAAAGUUGUCGGACUUGUUCCAGGGCAUGAAUACGAAUUCAGAGUUUUUGCAGAAAAUGUAGCUGGAAUAAGUGCACCAAGUCCCUCAAGUCCCUACACAAAAGCAACAGACGCAGUGUUCAAACCAGGCCUACCUGGAAACCCAAGGAUCCUGGACACAACAAGUUCCUCCAUCACACUUGCCUGGAAUAAACCAUUGUAUGAUGGUGGCUCUGAAAUCACUGGAUACAUUGUUGAAACCUGUAUACCUGGAACCGAAGAGGAGGAAUGGAGAAUUGUCACUCCGAAAGAGGGGCUAAAAGCAACAUUGUUUACUAUAACAAAUCUUAAAGAGAAUCAGGAAUACAAAAUAAACAUCUCAGCCGUUAACAGUGAGGGUAUUGGAGAAGCAGCAUCUGUUCCUGGUUCACCUAAAGCUGAAGAGAGACUCUUACCACCAGAAAUUGACCUUGACGCUGAUCUUCGUAAGGUUGUGAACAUUAGAGCUUGUAACACUUUAAGGCUCUUUGUGCCAAUUAAAGGAAGGCCAAGUCCAGAAGCCAAAUGGUCAAGAGAGAAUGAUGAACCUUUGGAUAGAGCUACAAUCGAAAAUACAUCAUCUUUCACAUCCUUAGUAGUGGGAAAUGUUAAUAGAUUUGACAGUGGUAAAUAUAUUUUGACUGUGGAGAACAGCUCCGGAAGCAAAUCUGUCUCUGUGACUGUUAGAGUUCUAGAUACUCCUGGUGCACCACAAAACCUACAAAUAAGCAAUGUUACCAAAGAAUCUGUCUCGCUUGUAUGGGAUCCACCACUAAAUGAUGGUGGUACAAAGAUUAAGAACUACAUUGUUGAGAAGCGUGAGGCAACAAGAAAGGCCUAUGCAACAGUUAAUGCUAACUGUCAUAAAACAUCAUGGACUGUUGAUCAACUUCAAGAAGGAUGCAAUUACUACUUCAGAGUACUGGCAGAGAACGAGUAUGGCAUUGGUCUUCCUAUCGAAACCAUUGAAUCAGUGAAAGUAUCAGAAAAACCACUUCCUCCAGGAAAAAUUACACUGCAGGAUGUGACAAAAACAAGUGUCACAUUGUCAUGGGAGAAACCCGAACAUGAUGGAGGAAGUAGAGUGAUUGCAUAUGUUGUAGAGAUGCAAAGAAAAGGCAGUGAAAAAUGGACACAAGCCUUGAUAGUCAAAGUACCAGAGGCCAUUAUUAAUGGGCUUACUCAUGGUGAAGAGUACAUGUUCCGUGUUUCAGCUAGAAAUGAAAAAGGGACCAGUGAUCCUCGCCAACUUGGUGUUCCAGUGAUUGCCAAAGACCUUGUAAUUGCCCCGUCUGCCAAAAUGUUAUUUUCAACAUUUAGUGUUCUUGCUGGUGAAGAUUUGACAUUAGAUAUUCCAUAUAUUGCUCGUCCCCAAGCUGCAGUUUCCUGGGUAAAGGAUACCACACCGUUGAAGCAAACAAGUCGGGUUAACUUCUCUUCCACAGACAACCAACUGUAUCUUGUAAUCAAAGAGGCGUGUAGAGAUGAUGUUGGCCAGUAUAGCAUUAAACUUUCAAACACAGCUGGUAACACAACAGUGAAUAUAGGAGUAGUUGUCCUUGAUAAACCUGGCCCACCAGUUGGCCCAGUGAAAAUUGAAGAAGUAACAGCUGACAGUGUCACUAUUUCAUGGAAACCACCAGAGUAUAAUGGUGGCUGCACCAUUAAGAACUACCUGGUGGAGAAAAGAGAGACAUCCACAACAAACUGGGUAGUUGUUGCAGGAAAUCUAGCCAGAACCAAGGUUAAAGCUGGAAGACUAAAAACAGGAACAGAAUAUCAAUUUAGAAUCACAGCUGAGAACAGAUACGGCAAAAGUCCUCUGCUUAUCUCAGAGUGUGUAAUUGCGCAGUACCCAUAUAAGCUUCCAGGACCACCUGGAACACCAUUCAUUCAUUCUUCAACCAAAGACAGUAUGGUUGUGGUGUGGAAUGAGCCAGUUAUUGAUGGAGGAAGCACAAUUCUGGGUUACCAUCUUGAACGUAAAGAGAGAAACAGCAUUCUCUGGGUCAAGCUUAAUAAGAGAAUAAUCCAAGACACAACUUACAAGACCACAGGUCUUGAGGAAGGCCUUGAAUAUGAAUUUAGAGUGUAUGCUGAGAACAUUGUUGGCAUCGGAAAGGCAAGUAAAAUAUCAGAGGGACAUGUUGCUCGAGAUCCUUGUGAUCCUCCUGGUACACCCGAGGCAGCUAAAAUUACAAAGAAUUCCAUCACAAUCACCUGGACUAAACCCGAAUAUGAUGGUGGAAGCAAGGUAACAGGCUAUAUUGUUGAAAAGAAAGAAUUGCCUGAAGGACGCUGGCUGAAGGCAAAUUUUACCAAUGUUAUUGAAACAGAGUAUAGUGCGACAGGUCUCACAGAGGACAAGAAAUAUGAGUUUCGGGUAAUUGCAAGAAAUGCUGCAGGAGUUUUUAGUGAUCCAUCAUAUAGCACAGGACCCAUUACUGCAAAGGACGAGAUUGAACCCCCUCGCAUCAGCAUAGACCCACAGUACUCACAGGCAAUUGUUGUAAAUGCUGGAGAAUCAUUUAAGAUUGAUGCAGAUGUACAUGGAAAACCAGAACCAACAAUUCAUUGGAUGAAGGAAGGUCAAGAACUUGGAAACACCAUACAUCGUGAAAUUAAAAACACUACCAGUUUUGCAUGCGUGGCUGUAAAAGAAGCUAAGCUUGUUGAUGGCGGCCAGUACACUCUGCUCCUAAGAAAUCCAGGUGGUGAGAAAGCUGUCCAAGUCAAUGUCAUUGUUCUAGAUAAACCUGGGGCAGCAGAGGGUCCCAUAUCCAUUACAGGGGUUACUAGUGAACAGUGUUGCCUUGCAUGGAAACCUCCAAAACAGGAUGGUGGAAGCCCAAUCACUCAUUACAUUGUUGAAAGAAGAGAGACAAGCCGACUCAUAUGGACCCUUGUUGAGCCCAAAGUUCAAGCUGUAACUUUGAAAGUAACAAAACUUCUUGAAGGCAACGAAUAUAUUUUCAGGGUUUUGCCAGUGAAUAAGUUUGGAGUUGGUGAAGCACUUCAGUCUGACCCAGUUCUUAUGAAGGAUCCAUUUAUGCUUCCAGAUGCCCCAAAAGCAAUAGAGGUCUCCAAUAUCAAGAAAGACUCAAUGGUAUUAAGUUGGGAGGCACCUUCAAGUGAUGGUGGCACUCCUAUCACUGGAUACAUAAUUGAAAAACAUGACAAAGAGGGUGUUCGAUGGAUCAGAUGCAACAGGAAAACAGUCACAGACCUAACUUUUAAAAUUACUGGUCUCCUUGAGGCCCACCUCUAUGAGUUUAGAGUUGCAGCUGUAAAUGCUGUUGGGAUUGGAGAGCCUAGCUCAGCAACAGCAUUCAUUAAGGCUGUGGAUCCUGUUUUCAAGCCAGGUCCUCCAAAUAAUCCUAAGGUAAUAGACACAACCAAAUCAUCUGUGUCACUUGUAUGGGGGAAACCUAUUUAUGAUGGUGGAUGUGAAAUCCAGGGAUAUAUUGUUGAGUCGUGUGAGGUAAAACCAGGAACAGAGGUCGUAAAACCUGCUCAGGAAGGUGAAGUUGCAGAGGAGGUGGCUGAACAAUGGACAAUGUGCACCCCAGCAACUGGUGUCAAGUUAACAAGUUUUACUGUAGAAAAUCUUAAAGAAAAACAGGAAUACAAGUUUAGGGUAUGUGCAGUUAACAAGGUUGGAGUUGGCGAGCAUGCAGAUGUUGCUGACCAUGUUCAACCAGAAGAUAAGACAGAGGAGCCAGAUCUUGAUAUUGAUCCUGAGUUUAGAAAGAUUGUAAGUAUUAAAGCUGGAGGUUCUUUCCGAAUUUUUGUUCCUAUCAAAGGACGUCCUAUACCACAAAUUAAAUGGGAGAAGGAUGACUGCCCCAUUAAAGAGACUGCACAAGUUGAAGUCACAAGUGGACACACUUCUCUUGUGAUUGAUAAAGUAAAUAGAAAUGAUAGUGGAAGAUAUACAGUGAUUGCAGAAAACUCAUCUGGUGUGAAGUCUGCGACCAUCAUUUUGAAAGUUCUUGAUACCCCUAGUGCCCCAGUUAAUCUAAAAAUUGAGGAAAUUACACGAGAAUCCGUCACCCUUUCAUGGGAACCUCCUGCUUUGGAUGGAGGUGCUAAGAUAAAGAAUUACAUUGUUGAAAAGCGUGAAACCACACGGAAAACUUUCUCUGCUGUUGUAACAAAUUGCCAUAAGUUGUCAUGGAAAAUCGAGCCACUUCAAGAGGGCUGUUGUUACUAUUUCAGAGUCCUUGCAGAGAAUGAGCAUGGUAUUGGAAUACCUGCAGAUAUUACUGAUCCUCUGAAAGUAUCAGAAGUUCCACAAUGCCCUGGAAAAUUAAGUGUUGUAGAUGUUACCAAAAAAAGUGUCUCUCUUGCUUGGGAAAAACCACUGCAUGAUGGUGGCAGUAGAAUUCUUCAAUACCUUGUUGAAAUGCAAGUAAAAGGAAAUGAAAAAUGGUCUGGUUGUGCAAAUGUAAAAACUUUAGAGGCUGUUAUAAGUAACUUGAACUCAGGUGAGGAGUACUCUUUCAGAGUUAUUGCUGUUAAUGAGAAAGGAAAGAGUGACCCAAGAACCCUUGCAGUCCCAGUACAAGCAAAGGAUCUGGUUAUUGAACCUGAUGUUCGUCCUGUAUUUAACAAUUACAGUGUUCUUGUUGGAAAAGACCUGCAAGUUGAAAUUCCAAUUUCUGGACGUCCUAAACCAAAGGUGACAUGGAUAAAGGAUGGUGAAUCGCUUAAGUUCACAACAAGAGUGAACAUUUCAAAUACACCCCAUAGUACAAUUCUUAGCAUUAAAGAAGCUGCAAGAGAGGAUGGUGGCAUGUAUGGAAUUAAUGUCUCAAAUAUUCUUGGGCAAAAGGAUGCAACAGUUGAAAUUAUCACUCUUGACAAACCAGGUCCACCAACUGGCCCUGUAAAAUUCCUUGCGGUCACAGUAUCAAGUGUUACACUGUCAUGGGAACCACCAAAGUACACUGGUGGUUGCCCAAUUUCAAAUUACAUUGUACAAAAGAGAGACACAACUACUAGCACAUGGGAGAACGUUGCAGUUUCUUUAGCAAGGACAACAUUAAAGGUCGCUAAGCUGAAAACUGGGGCAGAGUAUCAGUUCAGGAUAAUUGCGCAAAACAGAUAUGGCAAAAGCUAUGGAUUAGAUUCGCCAGCUGUUGUUGCCCAGUACCCAUACAGAGAACCAGGCCCACCUGGUACUCCAUUUGUGUCAUCUCUGUCAAGAGAUCACAUGGUUGUUGAGUGGAACGAACCUGUUUCUGACGGAGGCAGCAGCGUUAUUGGAUAUCACCUUGAAAGAAAAGAGAGGAACAGUAUCGUUUGGACAAAGAUAAACAAGACCUUGAUUAAAGAAACAAAAUUUAAAACCAGUCCUUUGGAAGAAGGAGUGGAAUAUGAGUUUAGGGUCUAUGGUGAAAAUAUUGUUGGCAUUGGGCGGUGCAGCAAAGUCUCAGAGGUUUAUGCAGCCCGUGAUCCAUGUGAUCCUCCUGGCACUCCAGAAGCAGUUCAUGUUAGCAAGAAUUCAUUAACAAUACAAUGGACAAAACCAGAAUAUGAUGGAGGAAGUGUGAUAACUGGCUAUACUGUUGAGAAACGUGACCUGCCAGAGGGACGUUGGGUGAAAGCUAGUUUUACAAAUGUAAUUGAAACCCAAUUUACUAUUACUGGGCUUACAGAGGGAGCUAAAUAUGACUUUAGAGUAUUUGCCAAAAAUGCUGUUGGCACCAUUAGCAAGCCAUCUUUUAACAGUGGACCUAUUGCUGCAUUGGACGAAGUGGAGCCACCAAAGUUUUCAAUCGAUCCUGAAUAUACACAGACAAUUACUAUAAAUGCUGGUGAUACAUUCAAACUUGAUGCAGAUGUCCAUGGCAAACCAGUACCUACAAUGCAGUGGUUCAAGGAUGAUAAGAAACUUGAAAACACAAUGAGAUGUGAGGUCAAAAAUACUGAUACCAGGGCUAUCAUUGUCUUAAAGGAUGCACUCAGACAUGAUGGUGGACAGUAUAUUCUUCUUUUGACCAAUGUUGCUGGCUCACAAACUGUUUCUUACCAAGUUAAAGUACUUGACAAACCCAGUUCACCAGAAGGACCUCUGAAAGUCACAGGUGUAUCAAGUGAUAAAUGUACUCUGUCAUGGCGCCCCCCACAACAUGAUGGAGGAAGCCCUAUCUCUCAUUACAUUAUUGAAAGACGUGAAACAAGCCGCCUUGCUUGGACCAUUGUCUCUGGUGUUUGUAAAGCCACAAUACUUAAAGUGACAAACCUUCUUGAAGGCAGUGAAUAUGUCUUCCGUGUCAUGGCUGUCAACAGCUAUGGUGUAAGUGAGGCAAUAAAUUCUCCAUCUGUAAUUAUGAAGAAUCCAUUUGUAGCCCCCGGAUCACCACAAAUUCUGGAGGUGACUAACAUCACCAGGGAUUCUAUGACAGUGUGCUGGAGUGCACCAGAGAACAAUGGUGGAAGUGAAAUUGUUGGCUAUAUCAUUGAAAAGAAAGACCGUUCUGGAAUUAAGUGGACCCGAUGCAACAGACAAAAAGUCACUGAUGUAUGUUUCAGAGUGCAAGGCCUCAUAGAGGAUCAUGAGUAUGAGUUCAGAGUGUCAGCUGAAAAUGCAGCUGGAAUUGGUGAACCCAGCUUACCUACAUCAUACUACAAAGCUUGUGAUCCUAAAUUUAAACCUGGCCCCCCCACAUAUGCCCACGUAAUUGACACCACAAAGAGCUCAAUUUCAGUAGCAUGGGGAAAGCCUCUUAAUGAUGGUGGAAGCACUAUUCAAGGAUACAUUGUUGAGAUAUGCAAAGCUGAGGAGGAUGAAUGGACUAUGUGUACUCCACCAACUGGUCUGCGUGUUAACAAGUUUGAAAUAACAAAUUUAACAGAGAAACAGGAGUAUAAGAUUCAGGUGUGUGCCAUUAAUAAAUUAGGUGUGGGUGAGCCUGCAGUUAUUUCCGAGCCUGUAAAACCAGAGGACAAACUUGAAGCUCCUGAAAUUCAUCUUGAUUCAGAGUUGAGGAAAGGUAUAGUUGUUCGUGCUGGAGGAUCAUUUAGAAUCAAUGUGCCUUUCAAGGGAAGACCAACGCCAGAGAUUAAAUGGACUAAGGAUGAAGGGGAUUUGUUAGAGAAGGCCAUAGUUGAGAGAGGCCUAAAUUUCACACAGCUUUCAGUUGACUCAUGUGACAGAAAAGAUUCUGGAAAAUAUAAUGUGUCCCUUAAUAACAGCAGUGGAACUGCAAGUGAAUGUGUGUCAGUAAAGGUUUUAGAUACACCUGGAGCUCCACUUAACCUAGUGGUAAAAGAUAUUAAGAAAGACUCUGUUACACUUGUUUGGGAUCCACCACUUAUUGACGGUGGUGCAAAAAUAAAACAUUAUGUUGUUGAUAAGCGUGAAUCGACAAGGAAAGCGUAUGCUAAUGUUACAACAAAGUGUAGCAAGACAAGUUUCAAGGUGGAAAAUCUUGCUGAGGGGGCGCUAUACUACUUUAGAGUUAUGGCCGAAAAUGAAUAUGGAAUUGGUCUACCAGUUGAAACCAAGACGGCAUCUAAGGCUUCUGAAGUUCCUCUAUCAGUAGGAAAGAUCCUGUUGACCGAUGUUACCAAAGUAAGUGCAUCUCUAGCCUGGGAGAAACCAGAGCAUGAUGGUGGAAGCAGGAUUGUAGGCUACUUGAUAGAAAUGCAGCCAAAGGGAACAGACAAGUGGGGUGUAGCAACUUCUGUUAAAACAUGUGAAGGCACUGUAACUGGGUUAACUGCUGGUCAUGAAUAUUUGUUCCGGGUUCUUGCUUAUAACGAGACAGGAAAGGGUGAGCCAAAACUUCUUGCUGUUCCUGUUAUUGCCAAUGAUAUUACCAUUGAACCAAGCCUAAAAGUACAGUUUAGUACAUACAACGUCAAAGCUGGCAAGGAUCUUAAAUUGGAAAUACCUGUAUUUGGACGUCCCAAGCCAAAGGUUGCUUGGAUGAAGGAUGGAGAAUCUCUGAAAGUGACAUCAAGAAUCAGUACCUCAAACACCCCAACAUCUGCAAUUCUACAAAUUACUGAAGCCUCUAAGAAUGACUUUGGAAAGUAUACAAUUAGUGCAACAAACAGCACUGGUACCAUUACAGAAGAAAUAGGAAUCAUUGUUCUUGAUAAACCUAGUCCACCAACUGGACCUAUUCAAGUGAAUGAAGUAAGCAACAGCUUUGUAACAAUAUCAUGGGAACCCCCAUCUUACACAGGAGGCUGCCAGGUGAAGCAUUAUAUUGUUGAAAAGCGAGACACCACUACCACAACAUGGGAAGUUGUAGCUGGAUCAGUUGCCAGGACAUCUCUGAAAAUAACCAAGUUGAAAACUGGUGCUGAGUACCAGUUUAGAGUCAUUGCUGAAAACAGAUAUGGUAAGAGUUCUUCUUUGGAGUCAAAGGCAAUUGUGGUUCAAUAUCCAUACAAACCUCCUGGACCACCUGGAACUCCCUAUGUAAAAGCUGCCAGCAAGGAUCAAAUGAUAAUUGAGUGGAAUGAGCCUGUCAUUGAUGGUGGAAGCUCAGUAAUUGGCUACCAUCUGGAAAGCAAAGAACGGACAAGUAUUUUAUGGACAAAGUUGAACAAAACUCUCAUUACUGACACUGUGUUUAAGAUAUGUAAUCUUGAGGAAGGAAUUGGCUAUGAAUUCAGAGUUUAUGCUGAGAACAUUGUUGGUAUUGGCAGAGUGAGCAAAGUUUCAGAGAGUUUUGUUGCUCGGGAUCCAUGUGAUCCACCUGGUACUCCAGAAGCGAUUUCUAUUUCAAAGAACCAAGUGGUAAUACAAUGGACAAAACCUCAAUAUGACGGUGGCAGCAAAGUGACAGGAUACAUUGUUGAAAAGAGAGACUUGCCUCAAGGCCAUUGGAUGAGGGUCAACUUUACCAACGUGAUUGAGACUGAUUUCACCAUUACUGGCUUAACAGCAGACCAACAGUAUGAAUUCAGAGUCAUAGCAAGAAAUGCUGCUGGUAUGUUCAGCGAGGCUUCUGAAAGCACUGGUCCAAUUACUAUGACAGAUGAAAUUGAACCUCCAACUGUUUCAAUGGAUCCUAAGUACCAGGAUGUCAUUGUUGUUAAUGCUGGAGAGAAUUUAGUUCUUGAUGGAGAUAUUCAUGGAAAACCCAUUCCUGAUGUCCAGUGGCUGAAAGAAGGAAAGGAAAUAUAUAAGACCCUGCGCACUGAAAUUAAAACAACACAGAAAUCUGCCUCUAUUACUGUCAAAGACUGCACACGUUUAGACAGUGGCCAUUAUGACCUUGUAUUAAGAAAUAGUGGUGGCACAAAAACCAUUCCCAUUACUGUAAGGGUCCUUGAUAGGCCAGGCCCUCCAACUGGACCACUAACUGUAACUGGUAUAAUGUCUGAUAGAUGUGAUGUCACUUGGACUGAGCCUUCUCAGGAUGGUGGUGCUAAUAUAACUCACUACAUCCUUGAGAAGAGAGAAACAAGCAGGUUAUCAUGGACUGUGGUGGACUCAAAUAUUCACACUACCAGUUACAAGGUGACAAAACUCCUGACAGGAGAUGAAUAUAUUUUCAGAGUUAUGGCUGUAAAUAAAUAUGGAAUCAGUGACCCCCUGAGUUCUGAGGCAAUAAUUGCUCGCAGUCCAUACAAGCCACCAAGUGCACCCUCAACACCUGAAGCAACUGAGAUAACAAAAGAUUCAAUGGUCAUCUCAUGGAAUGCCCCAGACAGUAAUGGAGGAACUGAUAUCAUUGGUUAUCACCUAGAAAAACAUGACAAAGAUGGUGUAAGAUGGACCAAGUGCAACAGACAGAAGCUUUCUGACUUGCACUUCAAAGUAACUGGUCUUUCUGAGGGACAUUUCUAUGAAUUCCGUGUGGCUGCAGAGAAUGCUUCUGGUGUGGGAGCACUAAGUGACUUAUCUUUAUUCUAUAGAGCAAUAAACGCAACAACUCCUCCUGGUCCACCACAUCAUCCUAAAGUAACAGAUUCUUCAACCUCUUCUGUGUCCCUGUCUUGGGGUAAGCCAGCUACAGAUGGUGGUGCAUAUAUCAAAGGUUACAUUGUUGAAAUGAAAGAGGCUUCUGCAGAAGAAUGGACCAUAUGUACACCUCCAACUGGUUUGCAAGCAACCUGCCUAACAGUUGAAAACCUUAAAGAAAAUGGGGAAUAUAACUUCCGGGUGUGCGCCAUUAAUUCGGAAGGAGUUGGUGAACCUGCUGAUGUUCAUGGCUCUGUAACUGCUGCUGAACGAAUUGAGACACCAGAGAUCGAACUUGAUGCAAAUCUUAGAAAAGUUGUCUCUGUUCGUGCAGGUGGAUCCCUCCGUCUGUUUAUUAAAAUUAGAGGUAGGCCUGAGCCAUCUGUCAAAUGGGAGAGAGAAGAGGGCGCUUUAACAGACAGAGCACUAAUUGACACUACAAGCUCAUACACCAUGCUUGUAAUUGACAAUGUCAAUAGAUUUGAUAGUGGAAAAUACAUUAUCUCGCUUGAGAAUAAGAGUGGCACAAAGUCAGCAUUUGUGAAUGUCAGGGUACUUGACACACCAAGUGCCCCACAGAAUUUUGAAGUUAAAGAAGUUAAAAAAGAUUCAGUUACUCUAUACUGGGAGCCUCCUCUUACUGAUGGUGGAGCCAAAAUAACCAAUUACAUAGUGGAAAAGCGAGAAUCUACACGAAAAGCUUACACAACUGUCACAAUCAACUGCACGCAGAACUUCUUCAAGAUAGAAGAACUUCAAGAGGGAGGAAUAUUCUACUUCCGAGUCUGUGCUGUUAAUGCGUAUGGCUUUGGUCUGAUGGCAGAAACCAAAAAUCCAGUUAAAGUUGCCCAGGCUCCCAUGUCUCCAGGAAAGGUGAAUCUUGUGGAUGUUUCCAAGAACAGUGUGACUCUUUCAUGGACAAAACCUGCACAUGAUGGUGGGAGCAAAGUUAUUUGCUACAAUGUAGAGACGCAGUCGAAAGGCACAGACAAAUGGGUUGCCAGCUGUACUGUGAAAGGUUUAGAGGCAACUGUGUCCAGCCUUACACCUAAUGAAACAUACACUUUCAGAAUAAUCGCAGUUAAUGAGAAAGGCAAAAGUGAACCCAAAGAACUUGGUGUGCCUGUUCGUGCAACAGACAUAGAAAUAGAGCCUUCAAUUAGUCUGCUCUUCAACACUUUCAGUGUUAAGGCUGGAGAUGACCUCAAUAUUGAAGUUCCAGUAAGAGGCAGACCUAAACCAGUGGUUUCAUGGAAAAAGGAUGACCUACCUCUUAAGCAAACAUCUUCCCUGUCUGUAAUUAAUACCACAGAAUCAAGCAAGAUUGUGAUCAAAGAAGCUUCUAUUGAGCAUGUAGGCAAAUAUGAACUCACCCUUGCUAAUACAGCUGGUACUAUUUCCACUCAUAUCAAUGUUGUGGUUCUUGACAAGCCAGGGAGACCAGCUGCAGUAACGGUUGAUGCUGUGACUGCUGACUCCAUUACACUAUCAUGGUCUCCCCCUGAAUAUGAUGGAGGAUGCUCUAUUAAUAAUUAUGUUGUUGAGAAGAGGGAUACCAACACAACAGUGUGGGAGAUUGUUUCAUCAAACAUUGCCAGGAAUACAGUCAAGGUAUCUCGAUUGACUCAUGGUUCUGAAUACCAAUUCCGUAUCUAUGCAGUGAACCGCUAUGGAAAGAGUAAGCCUAUUGACUCUCCUGGAAUCACAGCAGAAUAUAGAUGUAAGCAACCUGGACCACCUUCUACUCCUCAUGUAGCUCAUGCUACCAAGUCCUUCAUGCUUGUGACAUGGAAUGAACCCGUUAAUGAUGGAGGUAGCACAGUUUUCGGCUAUCAUUUGGAACGCAAGGAGAGAAGCAGCAUUCUAUGGACCAAGGUGAAUAGGCUUCUCAUCAAAGAUACUGAAUUUAAAGUAAACGCUCUUGAAGAGGGUCUGUUCUAUGAGUACCGGGUAUAUGCUGAAAACAUUGCUGGCAUUGGAAAGGUCAGCAAAGUCAGUGAGCCUAUAGCUGCUAGAGAUCCAUGUGAUCCUCCUGGUCAACCUGUGGCUACAAGUAUUACUAGAUCUUCAGUCUCUCUCUCUUGGACAAAGCCUGAAUAUGAUGGAGGCGCCAAAGUUACAGGCUACAUUAUUGAACGUAAAGAUCUUCCAGAUGGCCGCUGGAUGAGAUGCAACUUCACCAAUGUUCCUGAAACCUACUUUGAUGUUACGGGUCUCACUCAAGAUCAGCAAUACGAUUUCCGUGUUACUGCAAAGAAUGCUGCCGGGCUGUUUAGUGAGCCCUCAUAUAACACAGGCCCUAUCACAGUCAAAGAUGAUGUAGAGCCACCACGAAUUAUGAUGGAUGUCAAGUUCAGGGAUGCUAUUUUUGUAAAAGCAGGAGAAAUACUUAAGAUCAAUGCUGACAUUGCAGGACGCCCACUACCAGUAGCAUCAUGGGCAAAGGAUGGAAAAGAAAUUCAGCUGAGUUCAAGAAUUCAGAUACAGGCAACAGAUGUCACUACAAUGGUAGUAGUAAAAGACUGCAAAAGGAGUGACUCUGGAAAGUAUGCCUUAACAUUGCAGAAUAUCGCUGGUACAGUUACAAUGCCAGUGAAAUGUGUGAUCCUCGAUAAACCUGGCCCUGUAGCUGGACCUUUGUCAGUAAGUGAGCUCACUGCAGAAGAAUGUACAUUGUCAUGGGGACCACCACAAGAAAAUGGUGGAGCAGAUAUAACUCAUUAUAUUGUUGAGAAAAGAGAGUCCAGCAGUUUGGCUUGGACAGUAGUCCAAGGAGAGGUUAAAGCUAGAAAAUGCAAGGUCACAAAGCUAAUCAAAGGCAAUGAAUACAUAUUUAGAGUUCUGGCUAUAAAUAAAUUUGGACUUGGUGAACCUCUUGAAAGUGAGCUCGUCAAAAUGACUGAUCCAUUCACCUUUGCAACAGCACCAACUAAUGUUGAAAUAACAAAUGUGUCCAGUGAGGAGAUGACUGUAACUUGGGUUAAGCCUGCUUCUGAUGGAGGCAGUGAAAUAUUAGGCUAUGUGAUUGAACGACGUGAGAAAUCAAGUCUUCGAUGGAUCCGAGUCAACAAGGAGCUUGUAAAAGAUGAAAGAACUGUAGUAUCCAAACUAAGAAAAGGAAGCGAAUAUGAAUUUAGAGUAUUUGCUGAGAAUGCUGCAGGUUUAAGUCCUCCGAGCAUGCCAUCUGCUUCAUCUAUUGCAAGGGAUGCUUUACUUGUGCCAAGCUCACCAUCUAAACCAAAGGUUAUUGAUCACACAAAGAGUUCAAUUACAAUUACCUGGAAUAAGCCAUCAUCAGAUGGUGGAACGCCAAUCCUGGGAUACAGAGUCGAAUAUAAGAAAACAGAGGAUGAAGAAUGGGGCAUUGCCAUUCAGAUGACAAAGAGCACUGAGUACACUGUUUCUGGUCUUACAGCUGAUAAGGAAUAUGUGUUUGCAGUUAAAUCACUAAACAAAAUAGGCCUAAGUGAACAAUCUCCAGUGUCUGAAUCACAGGCAGCUGUAGACAGGAAGGAGGAACCAGUUUUUGAUGUUGAUAUUGAGAUGAGAAAAACACUGAUUGUCAAGCAUGGCGAUUCAUUUACAAUAAGAGUGCCAUUUAAAGGCAUACCUGUGCCUUCGGUCACAUGGAAUAAAGAAGGUGUUGACCUCAAAUCAAGAGCUACAACUGAAACAAGUGGAAAAUGCACAUCCCUAACUAUUGAAAAGGCAACAAGAUAUGACUCAGGACAAUAUACUGUCACACUGGAUAACGGUGUCGGAGUCUCAACUUUGCCAAUGGCUGUCAAAGUUCUUGAUUCACCAGGACCUCCGGUUAAUGUGAAGAUAAAGGAUGUGACAAAAGGUUCUGCCACAGUUACUUGGGAAGCCCCAGAGAAUGAUGGGGGUGAUGCAGUGAAAGCCUACUAUGUCGAAAAACGUGAAGCUAGCAAAAAGGCCUGGGUUUGUGUAACAAACAAUUGCCACAAUCUGGUCUACAAGGUGGAAAACUUGCCAGAGGGUGCAGUCUACUACUUCAGAGUCAUUGGGGAAAAUGAAUUUGGCUUGGGCGUACCUUCCGAAACAAAAGACGCAACAAAAAUAACAGAAAUACCAAGCCCACCUGCUAGACUUGGGGUAGCCGAAGUAACAAAAGACAGUGUUACAAUAGUAUGGUCAAAACCAGAAUUUGAUGGUGGAAGCAAAAUCACAAGUUAUAUCAUUGAUGCUCUAGAGAAGGGACAGCAAAAAUGGGUGAAGUGUGCCAGUGUAAAAACCAACACCCACACAAUCAAAGGGUUGCGAGAAAAUGCCGAGUAUUUCUUUAGAGUUCGUGCUGAAAAUCAUGCAGGACUAAGUGAUCCAAAGGAAAUGAUCAUUCCUGUAAUUGUAAAAGAUCAACUCAGUGCACCUGAAUUUGAUAUGAAGAAUUUUCCACACAACACUGUUUAUGUAAGGGCUGGAUCAAAUCUCAAGUUUGAGCUUCCUCUCACUGGCAAACCAAUGCCAAAGGUUGCAAUGACAAGAAAAAAUGUUCCAGUGAGAUGUGGAAAGAGAUUUAGUUUUGAAGUAACACCUGCUAGUCUUAAUAUCAGCCUCAAAGAAAGUAUCGCAAGUGAUGCUGGAAGAUACGACAUUGUUGCCUCCAAUACCAGUGGAACAACCAAGAUGUUCAUUAAUAUACUGGUGUUAGAUAGACCAGGUCCUCCAGUUGGUCCAGUGGAAAUAAGUGAUGUUGGAGAAACAUCACUGUGCCUGAAAUGGCUACCACCUGUGUACCAUGGCGGUAGCCCCGUGACAAACUAUGUUGUGCUUCGACGUGAAACAAGCACACCAGCUUGGGUAGAGGUGUCAUCUACAGUUGCCAGGAAUGCAAUUAAAGUCACCAAAUUAACAAAGGGUGAAGAAUACCAAUUCCGAAUUAAAGCAGAGAAUCGCCUUGGCAUCAGUGAUCACAUAGACUCUCAGUCCAUCAUGGUGAAACUUCCAUACACCAUUCCUGGACCACCAUCAACACCAUGGGUGAGCUUUGUUUCAAGAGAAAGUGUUACAGUUUGCUGGCAUGAACCUGUAGUAGAUGGAGGAAACCCAGUAUUUGGAUAUCAUCUCCAAAUGAAAGAAAGAAGCAGCAUUUUGUGGCAGAAAGUAAACAAGACAGUAAUCCCUGCUAAUCAGAUCAGGGUGACGAACAUAUGCCCGGGAACGAUUUAUGAAUUCAAGGUGGCUGCAGAAAAUUCUGCUGGUAUUGGCAAAUUCAGCAAAACAUCAGAGGAAGUACUUGCCAUUGAUGCUUGUGAACCACCAGCAAAUGUAAGAAUCUCAGAAAUUACAAAGAACUCUGUUAGCCUUGUCUGGCAGAAGCCUCCUUUCGAUGGUGGAUGUAAGAUCACUGGCUACAUUGUUGAAAAAAGAGAUGCUCCAAAUGGCAGAUGGACUAAGGCUAACUUUACCAAUGUUAUUGAGAAAAACUACACUGUGUCAGCAUUGACACAAGAUCAGUCAUAUGAAUUUAGAAUUUUUGCUAAGAAUGCAGGUGGGUCUAUGAGCAAUCCAUCUCUUAUUGCUGGACCAGUGACUUGUGUGGACAUUACUGGUGCCCCAGUAAUUGACCUGCCUCCUGAGUACCUAGAUGUUGUGCAAUACAAAGCUGGAGCUUCUGUGAAGAUAAGGCUAGGAAUUAUGGCAAAGCCACUGCCAACAAUUGAAUGGCUCAAAGAUGGAAAGGAAUUAGUGUCAAGUUCACAGAUAUCGAUUGAGAACACCACCGAUUCAUCUGCUGUCCUUAUCAAGGAUGCCACUCGUCUUAACACUGGAACCUAUGAAAUAAAGACCAAAAAUGUGUUUGGCACAGCUUCUGCCUCCAUCAGAAUAUUGAUUCUAGACAAACCAGGCCCUCCAGCUGGAAUUAUUGAAUUCAAAUCAGUAACUGCUGACACCAUAACAAUUGCUUGGGAGCCAGUGGCAUAUGAUGGAGGCUCCAAAGUCACCCAUUAUAUUGUGGAAAAACGUGAGACGAGUAGAUUUGUGUGGACUACUGUUUCUGACUGUAUGGAAGAACGCAGAGUCUCUGUCCAGAAGUUGCUUAAAGGAGGUGAAUACAUCUUCCGGGUCAGAGGGGUCAACAAAUUCGGAGUUGGAGAUCCUCUGGAGUCUGAUCCCAUUAUUGCUAAGAACGCAUUUGUUACUCCUGGACAACCUAGAACGCCAGAGGCAACAGAAAUCACUAAGACAUCUAUGAAGAUUGUAUGGGAUAAACCAGGAGUGGAUGGUGGUAGCAUGGUUACAGGCUACUAUUUACAGAGACGUGACAAGAAGAAUCUGCGCUGGAUUAAAAUCUACAAAGACCCCAUUCAUGACACAACAGCAAAGGUCCAUCACCUGACUGAAGGGUAUGAAUAUCAGUAUCGUGUGUGCGCAAUUAACAAAGCCGGAGAAGGUCCAUUCUCAGAUGAUUCUGACUUUUACAAAGCAGCUGACCCUGUUGAUAUCCCUGCUGAGCCUACCAAGCUCAAAGUUGUUGAUUCAACUAAAACUUCAAUUACUCUUGGAUGGUCCAAGCCAGAGUAUGAUGGAGGCAGUGAAAUUACCAGCUACACUGUGGAAAAAAGGGUUGGUGUGGAAGGACAAUGGGAAGUGCUAAGUAAAAAAGGCGAAGUCAGAACUACAGAGUAUGUUGCUUCAGGUCUGUUGCCAGAUGUUGACUACUUCUUCCGUGUAUCUGCUAUGAAUUGUGCUGGUCGUGGAGACCCAAUAGAGAUGGAGGAACCAGUCCAGGCUAAAGACAUUCUUGAGGAAGCUGAUGUUGACAAAGAUGUUGCAAUGAGAACUCAUUACAUUGUCAAAGCUGGCAAAGAUGUUGAGAUCAUGGUUCCUCUAAAAGGCAGACCUGCUCCAAGUGUUUCUUGGAAGAAAGAAGACCAAAUAAUUGAUAAAGACCCGCAAUAUGAUAUCCACAACACAGAUACUUCAUCAUGCCUUGUGCUUUCGAAUGUAACUCGUAACGAUAGUGGCAAAUACACUAUUGAGAUAUCGAAUGGUGUAGGACAACCGAAAUCAUUGACAUUAUCAGUGAAAGUACAGGACACUCCUUCUGCCUGUAGAAAUCUGGUCCUAAAAGAUGUCACUCGUGGCAAAGUGACCUUGUGCUGGGAACCUCCUCUCCUUGAUGGUGGUGCUGAAAUCACUAAUUAUAUUGUUGCAAAAAGAGACUCCUCAAAGCGCACAUAUGCUGCAGUAACCAACAAAUGUAUGGAAACGUCAUUUGAAAUUGACGAGCUCUCAGAGAAGAUAUCAUACUUUUUCCGUGUAUUGGCAGAAAAUGAGAAUGGAGUUGGUGAUCCAUGUGACACAGCAGAGCCUGUUAAAGCCACUGAGAAACCUGGUCCUAUUAAAGAUCUGGCUAUGAAAGACUCCUCUAAAACAUCAGUGACUCUACAGUGGAAUAAACCAGAUUAUGAUGGUGGUAGCAUUAUUACAGAUUACAUAAUUGAAAAGAAACUUAAAGGUCAAGAAGAAUGGGCUCCUGCAGGAACAAACAAGCAUUGUGAGCAUGAGGUCACAAAACUUAAAGAACUCACAGAAAUGUUCUUCAGAGUCUGCUCAAAGAAUGAGAAGGGCACCAGUGACUUUACAGAGAUUGGUCCAAUUAAAGUAAAGGACUAUAUCAUUCCACCAGAGGCAAACCUUGAUGAGUAUCCUGGUGGACAGGUCAGUGUUCGCAUUGGUCACAAUGUACAUAUUGAGCUUCCAUACAGAGGAAAACCAAGGCCAUCAGUUACUUGGCUGAAGGACAACUUGCCACUGAAAGAGAGUGAAAAGGUUCGCUUCAAAAAGACAGAAAACAAGGCAACACUAAUGAUAAAGAAUGUAGAAAAAGAAAAUGGUGGUAAAUAUACUCUUACACUUGACAACACCGUGUGCAGGAAAUCAUUCCAUAUUCAGGUCAUUACCCUUGGAGCACCAUCCAGACCCAUUGGACCAAUUCGUUUGGAUGAAGUCAGAUCAGAAAGUAUAAGGAUAUCUUGGGACGAACCAAAUGAUGACGGCGGUGGAGAAAUCACCUGUUACAGUGUUGAAAAACUUGACACCUCUCAAACAAAUUGGAAGAUGGCUUGUUCAAGUGUUAUAGGAACUACUUUCAAUGUGCCAAAUCUAAUCAAAGGAACUCAAUAUCAAUUCAGAGUGUGUGCGGAGAACAGAUAUGGUGUGAGUGAGCCUCUGAUUUCACAGACUGUCAUGGCCAAGCAUGAGUUUAGACCUCCAGGUGCACCAGGCAUGCCAUUUGUAUACAAUGUCACUAACGAUGCCAUGACUAUUCAGUGGGAUGCACCUAUCUUCGAUGGUGGCUGCCCAAUCCUUGGAUACCAUGUUGAAAAGAAAGAGACCAACAGCAUUAUGUGGCAAAAGGUCAACCUUGUUUUGGUGACUGCAAAGGAAUUCAGAAUUAUUGGCCUUAUUGAAGGCCUGCAAUACCAGUUCCGGGUCUAUGCUCAAAAUGAUGCAGGAUACAGUCGUAUGAGUGAUGAAAGCAAACCAGUUACGGCUGUUUCUCCUGUUGAUCCUCCUGGAACACCUGACUAUGUUGACGUAACUAGUGAAUCUGUGAAACUCAAAUGGGAUGCACCUAAAAGAGAUGGUGGAAGCAAAAUUGUCGCCUACAACAUUGAGAAACGCCAAGGCCAGGGACGCUGGUUGAAGACAAACUUCACAGACGUAACUGAGACAGAGUUUAUAGUGACUGGUCUAAGUUGUGGUGAACGAUAUGAAUUCAGAGUUAUAGCAAGGAAUGCCAUUGGCACCGUUAGCCCACCUUCUCAGUCUUCUGGCUAUGUUCUCACCAGAGAUGAAAGUGCUGCCCCAAAUAUUGAAUUUGGACAGGAGUACUUUGAAGGGGUUGCCAUUAAAGCAGGAGAAAACAUCAGGCUUAAAGUCUCAAUUACAGGAAGACCAACCCCCAAGGUGAAAUGGUUCAGGAAUGAUUUGGAACUAACUAAGAAGAUGGUCGAUAUCACAACAAUUGCUGGCUCAAGCACCCUCUUUAUUAGAGAUGCUGAUCGCUCUCACAGUGGGGUCUAUUCUGUAGAAGCACAGAACCAGUGUGGAAGCAAGAAAGAGCAAAUGAAAGUAGAAGUGUUUGAUACACCUGGAGAGCCUGUUGGACCAAUUGUCUUCACAAACAUCACAGAGGGCAAAGUCACAUUAUCAUGGAAUCCACCAGAAAACGAUGGCUGCUCUGAGGUCACUCAUUAUGUUAUUGAGAGACGAGAGACCUCCAAAAUUUCCUGGUCACUGGUUACAGAUCACUGUGAGGAGUGUACCUACAAUGCGACCAAACUGAUCAAGAUGAAUGAGUACCAGUUCCGUGUGUCUGCUGUAAACAUGCUUGGAGUCAGUAGACCACUGGAUUCUGUUCCUGUCAUUGCCCAAAUGCAAUAUACAAUUCCAGAUGCUCCUGGUACUCCUGAUGCCACCAAGGUUGAUGGGGAGAGUAUUACCAUCAGCUGGACUGCGCCCACAAAUGAUGGAGGAAAUGCAAUUAAACAUUACAUUGUUGAAAGACGUGAAAAGAAGACUGUGCGCUGGGUGAAGGUUUUGACUAGGAAACCAAUUACUGAGGUUGCCCACAGAGUAACUCAUCUCACUGAAAAUGUGGAAUAUGAAUUCCGUGUUUUUGCUGUUAAUGAUGCUGGAGUUGGCGCACCAAGUAAUGUUUCGAUGCCUAUUAAAUGUGCAGAGCCAACUGAAGAACCAGAUGCUCCUUCAAUUAUAAAUGUUACUGAUGCUACCAACACAUCGAUCAGUCUGGAAUGGACCAGACCAGGUUAUGAUGGUGGCAUGGAGGUGCAAGGAUACAUCAUAGAGAUGUGCAAGGGAGCUGAAAAAGAAUGGAAACGAAUCAAUGAAGAUAUUUCCACUGUCACGAAGUACACCGCCGUCGGUUUGGAAACAGGUGCAGAGUACAGUUUCCGCAUAUGUGCAGUUAAUCCAGUCGGAAAAAGCAAGCCUAAAGAGAUCUCUGAGCCUGUACAAGCAGUAGAUAGACUGUCUGCACCUGAGAUUGAUAUUGAUGCAAGCUUCCAACAGACCCACAUUGUGAAAAGUGGUGGCAGCGUAUGUCUCCGUGUAGCCUUCAAAGGAAAACCAACACCUACAGCUUCAUGGAUAAAGGUGGAUGGAGAACUCGGGGUAAUGGCUGAUGUAACUACCACAGACACCUUCACUUAUUUGACACUGGCAAAUUGUACACGAUAUGACAGUGGAAAAUACACUCUCACUCUUGAGAACAGCAGUGGUAGCAAAGCCAUAACCUUUACAGUUAAAGUGCUGGACACACCUGGUGCACCAGGUCAUCUUAUUUUCCGGGAUGUUACAAGAGGCGCCCUUUCACUUAUAUGGGAUCCUCCAGUCAAUGAUGGUGGUGCACGUGUUCAUCACUAUGUUCUGGAGAAACGAGAGGCUAGCCGGCGAACAUGGACAGAAGCAGCACCUAAGUGCACUAAGACAUUUUUGAGAAUUACUGAUCUUUUGGAAGGAGUACCCUACUUCUUUAGGGUAAUGGCAGAAAACCAGUAUGGCCUUGGUGAGGCUUAUGAAAUGCCUGAUCCUAUUAUUGCUACUGCUGAACCAGCUCCACCCAAGAGACUGGACAUCAUUGAUACUACUGACACAACAGUUACUCUUGCAUGGUUGAAGCCGGAACAUGAUGGCGGCAGCCGUAUCACAUCUUAUUCUGUGGAGGUUAAAGCAAAGGGAACAGAUAAAUGGGUUGUUGGAGGUUCAACCAAGAGCCUAAGUCUUGUUGUUGAGGGCUUAACUGAAGGUGCAGAGUAUGAAUUUAGUGUCAAAGCUAAGAAUGAUGCAGGUUACAGUAUUCGUAAAGAGGCUCUCUCUUCUGUUGUUGUUAAAGAGCCCAUUAUUGAGCCAACUGCAGAUCUCAGUGGCAUUACCAACCAGCUUAUCACCUGCAAGUCGGGCAGUUCAUUUGAAAUUGAUGUUCCAAUUGCUGGCAGACCAGCACCGAAAAUCACUUGGAAGCUUGAGGAAAUGAGACUAAAGGAAACCGACAGGGUCGCAAUCAAGACAACAAAAAAUAGAACCACUCUGACAGUUAAAGAAUGCAUGCGAGGUGACGGAGGAAGGUAUUUCCUUACCCUCGAGAAUGUGACUGGAGCUAAGACUUUCACUGUCAUUGUCAAUGUAAUUGGCAGACCCAGUCCUCCAGAGGGGCCUAUUAAGGUUUCUUCAAUCACAGCUGAGUCUUGUGAAUUGUCAUGGAAUGAGCCUGAAGAUGAUGGUGGAACUGAAAUAACAAACUACAUUGUUGAGAAACGUGAGUCUGGCUCAACUGCCUGGCAACUUAUCAACUCUAGCGUGAAACGAAAAUCAUUCCAUGUCACACAUCUAACCAAGUACAUGCAGUACACAUUCCGUGUCUCUGCAGAAAACAGAUUUGGUGUGAGCAAAUCCACUGAGUCUGAAACCAUUGUUGCAGAACAUCCAUUUGUUCCACCAGGGCCUCCCACUAGACCAGAAGUUUUCAGUGUUGCUGCUAACAGCAUGAGUAUUCGAUGGGAGGAACCAUACCAUGAUGGUGGUAGUAAGGUCACCGGGUACUGGAUUGAGAAAAAGGAGCGUAACACUAUUCUCUGGGUCAGAGAAAACACCAUCCCCUGUUUUGAGUGUUACUACAAGGUGGAUGGCCUUAAUGAAGGUCUUGAGUACCAGUUCAGAGUGUAUGCUAUGAAUAGUGCUGGCUUCAGCAAAGCAAGUGAAGCAUCAAAGAGAGCUGUGGCUCAAAAUCCAGUUGAUCCUCCAGGCAAGCCAGAAGUAACUGGUGUGUCAAGAUCAACAGUGUCAAUUAAAUGGUCUGUGCCUCUGAAUGAUGGUGGAAGCCCAAUUGUGGGAUACAUUGUUGAGCGAAAGCCGUAUACUGUCACCGGAGAGGGCAGAUGGCUGAAGUGUAAUUACACCAAUGUUACUGAAACAAAAUUCACCAUUACUGCGCUGGGAGAAGGGGAAGUAUAUGAGUUCCGCGUGAUUGCAAGAAAUGCUAAUGGAGUGCACAGCAUGCCAUCAGUUUCAACAGGAGCAGUGACUUGCAAAGCCGAAUACACACCUCCAAAAGCGGAAUUGGAUAGCAAACUUCUUGUGGACACAGUUACUGUCAGAGCAGGGUCAGACUUGGUUCUUGAUGCGGCUGUUGGUGGUAAACCUGAUCCAAAAGUCUACUGGGCCAAGGGACAGAAGGAGCUAGAGCUUUGUGAGAAAUAUUCUUUGCAGUAUUCUAACACACGUGCUCUGGCAAUUAUCAAGUUCUGCGAUAGAGAUGAUACUGGAAAGUACAUUUUGACUGUGAAAAAUGCCAGUGGAACCAAAACAGCUGAAGUUAAUGUGAAGGUCCUUGAUACACCGGGCCCAUGCCAGGAGAUCAACGUAAGCAAUGUAACUAAGGAGAAAUGCACAGUGUCCUGGAAAGAGCCACUGCAGGAUGGUGGUGACCCCAUCACACACUAUAUUGUGGAGAGAAGGGACACUAACAGACUGAACUGGGUCAUCGUGGAGUCUGAAUGCAAGGCCCUCAUGUGUGACAUUACUAGACUUUUCAAGAAUACUGAAUAUAUUUUCCGUAUCAGAGGUGUAAACAAAUAUGGAGCAGGUGUGACUCUACAGUCUUCGCCCAUUAUUGCAAGAAACUCCUUCACUGUUCCAUUACCUCCGGGAGCACCAGAAAUUAUCGCAGUUGGAAAAGACUUUGCGACAAUUGAGUGGCUUAAACCUGAAAAUGAUGGUGGAAGCGAAGUUAUAAGCUACCUGAUUGAGAAAAAAGAGAGAAAGAGCGUCAGAUGGAUAAAAGUUAAUAAAGACUCGGUACUCAAGGACACAACCUUUAAGGUUUCUGGUCUACAAGAGGGUAACAUUUAUCAGUUCCGUGUUACUGCCAUUAAUGCCGCUGGAGAUAGCGAGCCUAGCGAAGUGUCUAUGUAUGCGGUGUGCCGAUUACCAACAGACAAACCAGAUGCUCCUUCAAUUCCACGUGUAACAGACACUCACAAGGACAGCAUUAGUCUGACCUGGACAAGACCAAUAAAAGAUGGAGGUGCAGAUGUUAUUGGUUACAUUCUCGAGAUGCAAGAAUUAGGCACAGAGGAAUGGAUCAAGACCCAUGAGAAGAACCUUAGAGUCACAGAGCAUACUGUGAGUGGCUUGACAACGGGUAAAAAGUAUUGCUUCAGAGUUGCUGCAGUAAAUGUCAAUGGAGCAGGUGACUUUAGUGACCAAUGUGCUGAAGUAGAGCCUAUUGAAAGAAUUGAAAUACCUGAUCUUGAGCUUCCUGAUGAUCUGAAGAAGACAAUAUGCCUGAGAGCCGGAAGCUCACUGCGUCUUCAUGUAACUGUUACUGGAAGACCGGUUCCAGCUAUCUCCUGGAGCAAGCCUGGUGUGGAUCUCGACAACCGUGGAUUCAUUGAAGUGACAGAUACCGCUACAACUCUUAUCAUUGAUAAGGUGCACCGCUAUGAUGCUGGAAAAUACACCCUUGAAGCCUCUAAUACAGCUGGCAAGAAGGAUGCUAGUUUUCUUGUCAAGAUCUAUGAUACUCCUGGUCCACCAGGCCCCAUUAAAAUAAAGGAGCUCACAACUGAGUCUGCUCACAUUACAUGGGAUGCCCCUGAGGUUGACGGUGGAGCUCCAGUGAACAAUUACAUAAUUGAGAGGAGAGAGACAUCAAUGAGAGCCUAUAAAACAGUUACUUUGAAAUGCAGCAAGACGUCAUAUAAAAUUACCGGACUGUCCGAGGGAAUUCUCUACUACUUCAGAGUGUUGCCAGAAAACAUUUAUGGCACAGGUGAACCUAGCGAGACAACAGAUGCUGUGUUGGUGUGUGAAGUGCCACUGCCUCCAGCUAAACUUGAUGUAAUAGAUGUCACAAAGUCAUCUGUUACUCUUGGAUGGGAGAAACCUAAACACGAUGGAGGCAGCCGAAUCAUUGGCUACAUUGUUGAAGCUUGCAAAGCUGGUACAGACAAAUGGAUGAAGAUUGCUACUUUGAAAUUAACAGACUUUGAAUACACCAUUGAAAAACUGAACGAAAAUGAACAGUACCUAUUUAGGGUACGUGCUCUCAACAGCAAAGGUCCCGGUGAAGCCAAAGAAAUUGUUGUCCCUGUAACAGUACAAGAACAAAGAGUUAUGCCAAAGGUUGAUCUAUCAAGCAUUCCACAAAAGAUGAUUAGUGUUUUGGCUGGCAAACCCCUUGAACUUCAUUUGCCAAUUAGUGGAAGACCACCCCCAGUUUCCUCCUGGUACUUUAAUGACAAUAAGAUGAAGAUACAGGAACGUGUAAAGAUUCAGUCCACUGCAAAAUUCUCCAAAUUAACUGUUCUUAACACCACAAUUGAUGAUACUGGAGAAUAUACCCUUGAAGUAAAGAAUAUUACAGGAAUUACUACAGAGAAGAUUAAAGUAAUUAUUCUUGACAAACCUGAUCAGCCUAAUGGACCUAUUCGUUUUGAUGAGAUAGAUGCAACCUCAGUUACAAUAAGCUGGGACCCACCAGAGAGAGAUGGAGGUGCUCCUGUAAGCAACUACAUCAUUGAACAACGUGAUGCUCAUCGCCCAGGAUGGGUACCUGUUUCUGAAUCAGUCAGCAGGCCAACCUUCAAAUUUACCAGAUUGACUGAGGGAGAUGAAUAUGUCUUCCGCGUUUCAGCAGUCAAUCGCUACGGCUCUGGAGAAUUCUUACAAUCAGAAAUAGUAGAAUGCAAGAGUUCUAAAUCCAUUCCUGGACCACCAGGCCGCCCAAUAGUAUUUGAUGUAUCUCGGGAUGGCAUGACCGUUGCCUGGGAACCACCAGAUGAGGAUGGUGGUUUGGAGAUAUCUGGCUACAUUAUUGAGCGCAAGGAGGUUAGAGCUGACAGAUGGGUCCGUGCUAAUAAGAACCCUGUGACGAUGACAAGAUACAGAUCCACUGGCCUUAUUGAAGGCCUGGAAUAUGAGCAUAGAGUUACAGCUAUAAAUGCUAGAGGUGUUGGCAAACCCAGUUUCCUCUCGAAACCAGCUGUGGCAACUGAUCCAGUUGAUCCACCUGGCCCACCUCAAAACCCGAGAAUCACAGACACUACAAAGACAUCUGUGUCACUGGCAUGGAAUCCACCUGAUGAGGAGGGUGGCUCUAAAGUAACUGGUUAUCUAAUUGAGAUGCAGAAGGCUGGUUCUGUAGCCUGGAUUAAGUGCAAUACUACACCUACUAUGAUUUGUGAAUACACCCUGACAAAAAUGCCUCAAGGCGAGGAGUUCAGGUUCAGAGUCUUAGCUUGUAAUUCUGGUGGUCCAGGCGAGGCUGCUGAAGUGCCAAGAUCAGUUACUGUCACAGAGAUGCUUGAACCUCCAAGUCACGAUCUCGAAGCCAAGUACAAAGAUGUAUUUGUUGUCCGACAUGGAGCGGUCAUCAGACUUUCAGUUCCGAUUAAAGGCAAGCCAACACCUGUUUGCAAGUGGACAAAGGAUGGUGCUGAGGUCUCUAGCCGUGCAAUGAUUGCCUCCAGUGAGGAUAUGAGUGAGCUUGUUUUCAAGGAUGCUGAACGUUCUGACUCUGGUGUUUACGUUCUACAUCUUGAAAACAAAUGUGGCAAAAAGAUGGUGCAAAUCAAAGUCAAAGUCAUUGGGCGUCCAGCAGCUCCUGAAGGUCCUCUUGGAUUCGAGGACAUCCAAGCUCAUUCUUUAAGAGUGACCUGGAAGCCACCAAAAGAUGAUGGUGGCUCAGAAAUCCUUGGCUACAUUGUGGAGCGACGUGAGUCAACAAAGGCAGCCUGGUAUACUGUGGACUCCAGAGUGGUUGACACAUCUUUGGUGGUUAAAGGUCUACAGGAAAAUGUCGAGUACCACUUUAAGGUGACAGCUGAGAAUAAGUUUGGCAUUAGUGGCUCCCUUAAAUCUGAGCAGACUAUUGUACCAAAGACUCCAAUUUGUGUGCCAGAAGCUUCAAGCACACCACCAGAGAUCAUGGAUGUUACUAAGUCCACUGCUGACUUGGCUUGGACUAAACCUAAAGAUGAUGGUGGAUCACCAAUCAUUGGAUACUUCAUUGAGUAUAAAGAGGUAUCAUCUGACAAGUGGAUUCGCCAUGAGAAGAGGGUUACUUCAACCAUGUACACUCUUAGUGGACUCACUACUGAUGCGGAAUAUCAGUUCCGUGUGGUCACUGUAAAUGACAUCGGAGAAAGCGAACCUGGACUUGCAUCAGACUCUGUCAUAUGCAAAGAUCCAUUUGACAAACCAAGUCAACCAGGUGAGAUUGACACUUCAGCUGUAACUAAAGAUUACAUAACUAUUGGCUGGGAAGCCCCUCAAUGUGAUGGUGGAAAACCAGUUCUGGGUUACUGGGUUGAGUGCAGAAGAUCAGGGGAGAGCACAUGGAAGAAGUGUAACAGGGAAAUUUUAAAAGAAAAACAAUUUACUCAGGGUGGUUUGCAAGAGGCCACUGAAUAUGAAUUUAGAGUGUUUGCUGAAAAUGAAACUGGAAUAAGCAGGCCUCGUAGGACUGCAGCAGGAAUUAAAACCAAACUCGGUGUUGCAGCUCAACCAGCCCUCAGAAAAGAGAUGGAUGAAGUUACUGCCAAGCUUGGACAGACUGCCACCCUAAAAUGUCAAAUUAUUGGAAGGCCUGUUCCAGAAAUUAAAUGGUACAAAGGUGGAAAGGAAAUCAAAGAAGGCCGCAAAUAUGCUGCAACUUCUGAUGGCCGUAACCAUAGUUUGACCAUAUCAGCAGACCAGCAAGAAGACGAAGGCUUGUACACAUGCAAAGCUGUGAAUGAAGCUGGGGAAUGUGAGACCAGUGGAAACUUGGUUCUUGAAGCAGCACCUCAAUUCCCUGUUCCAUUAAAAGAAAAAAUAUUUGCAGGAUGUGGUACAACUGUACGUAUUCAUGCUGUGUAUAUAGGUCGCCCUGAGCCCAAGAUUAUGUGGCUUUAUGGAGCCAAACCUGUGGAGCCCUCUGAGAAUGUAAUCAUUGAGAACACAGAGAGUUACACUCACUUAAUCUUAAAGAAUGUCCAACGUAGGGUGAAUGGUGGAAAAUACAGAAUUAGAAUCAACAACCACUUUGGCACUGCAGAUACUGUAACUCAACUUGAAAUCACAGACAAACCUGACAAGCCAGAAGGACCUAUUGUUCUUGAGGCUUUACUAAAGAAUUCGGUGAUAAUAAGUUGGAAGGCACCAAAAGAUGAUGGUGGAUCAAUGAUAACAAGCUACAUUGUGGAGAAGCAUGAAGACAAAGAAGGUUCAGAGUGGCAGCUUGUCUCAUCAUCCAUCACAGGCACCUCAUGCCGCAUCCCCAAUCUUUUGGAAAAUGAAGGUUACUUCUUCCGCAUUUCAGCACAAAAUCGUUAUGGCAACAGUGAACCACUGGAGACACCAUCUGCUAUUCUUAUCAAGAGUCAAUUAGAUAAGCCAGGUGCACCACUGAAACCUGUAGUAUCUGGAGUGACCAAGACCUCCUGUGUUGUUUCUUGGAAACCACCUCUUAGUGAUGGUGGAUCCAAGAUCAAAAGUUACAUUCUUGAAAAGAAAGACAAAAAGAAGGGUGAAUGGGUCGCGGUAACCACUGAUGAGAUUCAUCAAACAGUGUAUUCAGUAAAGGGGCUUAUCGAAGGCCUGGAAUACAUUUUCCGUGUGAAAUGUGAAAAUCAUGGUGGAGUAAGUGAAUACAGUGAAGAGUCGGACCCUGUUGUUCCCCGAACUGAUGUUGAGGUACAUGCUCCUGCCUUUAAAGAAGAUCUCAGGAACAUGAGUGUGAAAUACAAGAGCAACGCGACAUUCGUUUGCAAGAUAACCGGACAACCCAAACCUGUAAUUAAAUGGUUCAGGCGUGGCAAAGAAAUACAGGCGGAUGGAAUCAAAAUCAAGAUCCAGGAAUUCAAGGGAGGUUAUCAUCAACUUGUCAUUGCCAAUGCUGAUGAGGAAGAUUCAACUGUUUAUCAGAUCAGAGCAACAAACCAGGGAGGAUCUAUUUCUGCAACGGUUUCACUUGAUGUUGAAAUUCCAGCAAAGAUACAUUUACCUAAGAACCUUCAAGAUAAAGAAGCCAUCUGUGCUCUUCGAGGUGAAGUGGUGAACAUCAAGAUUCCAUUCAGUGGAAAACCAGAUCCUGUAAUCACAUGGCAAAAGGGACAAGAUCUCAUUGAUAACAACGGGCAAUAUCAAGUCAUCGUCACAAGAUCAUUCACAUCUCUUUUGUUCACCAAUGGGGUGGACCUGAAGGAUGCUGGUUUCUACAUUGUCUGUGCAAAGAACAGAUUUGGCAUUGAUCAGCAGACAGUCGAACUCGAUGUUGCAGAUGUCCCUGAUCCACCACGCAGCAUCAAAGCUAGUGAUGUGUCUAGGGAUUCUGUUGUACUUAACUGGGUUGCACCAGCCAGUGAUGGAGGAAGUAGAGUUAGAAACUACAUUAUUGAGAAAUGUGCCACUACAGCAGAGAGAUGGAUCCGUGUUGCCCAGUCACGUGAUACUCAUUACACUGUCACCAACCUGUUUGGGAAAACAAGCUACCAAUUCCGUGUAAUAGCGGAGAACAAAUUUGGCCAGAGUGCACCAUCUGAUCCAAGUGGACCAGUUGUGACAAAGGAAGAUAAAUCAAGAAUUCUUACCUACGAUGAGGAAGUCGACGAGCACAGAUCUAUCUUUAAGGGUAAAGCUUCUCAUUCAGAGGUUAAGAAUGCCCACAACAAGUAUAUGAUCGCUGAAGAGCUUGGCCAUGGGCAGUUUGGCAUUGUUCAUCGCUGUGUUGAGAUUAGUUCUGAGAAGACCUUCUUUGCCAAAUUUGUUAAAGUCAAAGGCGCAGAUCAAGCAAUAAUAAAGAAAGAAAUUGCCACAUUGAAUGUGGCACGCCAUAAGAACUUCCUGCAACUCCACGAAUCAUUUGACAGUCCUGAAGAACUAGUUAUGAUAUACGAGUUUAUAUCUGGUGACGACAUAUUUGAGCGCAUUAGCACUGCAAACUUCGAGCUCAAUGAACGUGUCAUUGUCAAUUACAUCAGACAGGUAUGCGAAGCUCUUGAGUUUCUCCACAGCAAGAGUUAUGGCCAUUUCGAUAUUAGGCCAGAGAAUAUAGUUUACACCACAAGAAGAGGAACAACUGUCAAGAUAAUUGAACUGGGACAAGCUAGGCAUCUUACUCCAGGUGAACAAAUCAAAAUUCAGUACACAACGGUCGAAUAUUCGGCACCUGAAAUUCAUCAAAAUGAGAUGGUCAGCACUGUCACAGACAUGUGGUCUGUCGGUGUCCUGGUAUAUGUCCUUCUCAGUGGACUCAAUCCUUUCAUUGCUGAAACUAAUCAACAAAUGAUUGACAACAUCUCCAAUGCUGAGUACAGUUUUGAAGAUGAGUCCUUUAAACAUGCAAGUGUUGAGGCGUUAGACUUUAUAGAUCGCCUCCUUACUAAAGACCGUAAACAUCGUAUGACCGCUGCUGAAGCUUUGAAUCAUCCUUGGCUGACAAUGAAUACAGAGGAACUAAGCAGUAGGUCAAUCAAGACCACAAGACACAAGAGAUACUACCAAGCUAUGGUGAGAAAGGAAUGGAACACUGUUGUCUCAUCUGCUCGUAUUGCUAGUGGCGGUGCUAUCAGAAGUCAGAGAGGUGUAACAGUUGGCAAAGCAAAGAUUGCACCAUUUGAAAAUGGUCCAAUUGCUGGACAAAUCAAACAUAAUGUUGCUGAUGAAGGCGAUGAUGUCAAAUUUAUUUGCAACAUUGACAACUAUGACAGCAGUACCGAGGUCACAUGGUAUUGCGGAGUUCGACAACUCGAGGAAAGUGCCAAAUGUGAGAUUACCUACGAUGAGGGGCUUGCUACAAUAACCAUCAAAGGAAUCGCUCGAUCAGAUGACGGAACAUAUCGAUGCAAAGUUGUCAAUGAAUACGGUGAAGACAGUGCAUACGCAGAGCUCUUUGUUAAAGGUGUCAGAGAAUAUAGAAGCUACUACACUGCACGUGUGGUCAAGAAAGUCAAACGCAGAAUAGACACAGCCCGUCUUCUACAAAGACCUCCAGAGUUCACCCUUCCUCUGUGCAACCGCACUGCUUACUUUGGGGAAACUGUUCGAUUUGGAGUCACCAUCACAGUACACCCUGAACCACGUGUCAUCUGGCUGAAAUCUGGGCAGAAGAUUUCCCCUGAUGAUGACGACAAGAAAUAUACAUUUAUAACUGACAAAGGUCUGUAUCAGUUAGUUAUUCACAAGCUAGACUCUGACGAUGAUGCGGAAUACACCGUGGUGGCACGGAACAGGUAUGGUGAUGACAGCUGUAAGGCUCGUCUCACAGUCGUCCCUCGCCCUGCACCUGCCGAUAAUACACUGAGACCCAUGUUCAAGCGCCUUUUGGCGAACUUGGCGUGCAGAGAGGGCCAGAGUGUACGCUUUGAGAUAAGAGUGUCAGGAACACCCUCACUAAAAUGGGAGAAGGAUGGUACACCUUUAGCAUUUGGUCCGCAGAUUGAAGUUGUCCACGAGGGCUUGGACUAUUUUGUCUUACACAUCAGAGACACACUUCCUGAGGAUUCUGGUACAUACCGAGUAACUGCCACUAAUUCUGCUGGCUCUGCAAGUUGCCAAUCUACACUUAAAGUUGAACGUUCCCUACAUGUCAAGAAGGAAUUUGUGAGUGAAGGGGAAAAGAGGAAAGCUCUGGACCAACAGCAGAUUGACAAGAAAGUACGAUUGACACAAAUUCUGUCUGGUACAGAUAUCACGCCACUUAUUCCUGCCGCUAAACAGGCAUUAAGAGAGGCUGCAGCUAUGUUUACGCCUGCAGUUUCCGCCAAAAAACUAAAGACUGAUGCUGAGGAAGCAAAGGAAAAAGAAGAAAGAAAGAAACGGGCAGAGGAAAAGAGAUUGAGAAUGCCAUAUACUGUGCCCCAGCCUCGUCUUUAUGGCCCUACUGCUCUAGAGGAAGACAUGGAGAUCAAGCACUUUAAGCCAUUAUCUGACAUGAAGUGGUACAAGAAAUUACGAGAUCAAUAUGAAUUCCCAGAGCCAAUGGACAAGAUUUCUCAGAAAAGACUUAAGCGCAUUAGACUGUCAAGGUGGGAGCAAUUUUAUGAAGUGCCCUUGCCAAGAAUUAAAGACCAGUACAAGCCAAGAUGGCAUAUACCUACGUCACAGGAUGACUUGGAAACUGUACGACCAGCAAGACGAAGAACACCUUCUCCUGAAAUGGAAGCUUAUUACAGAAUAAGAAGGCGCUCCCUUGGUGAUCUUUCUGAUGAGGAACUGCUUCUUCCUGUUAAAGAAUACCUGUCAAUGAAGAGUACUGAGGAGGAAAGACUUAAACUUGAAGAUGAACUCAGAUUAGGCUACUCUGCCUCUCCACCAAGUCUAAGUCCUGUACGUUUUGAACUCUCUGCUUUGCGUCCUUCAUCACCAAAGAAGACUGUGUAUGAAGAUGAGAAAGAAGGCGAGGAAGUUCCUACCUAUGACUCCUAUCGCAUUCCUUCAAAGUAUGAGGCUGGCCCAAGCUACAUUGAUCUACGUCAGAGACAUGAUAAAGCAACAUACAGACCUCCUAAGCAAAAGCAAAGGAUGUAUGAAGAAAAAGAAGACCAAGAGCUCCUUAGGCCGGUCACUACCACCACAAGGAUAACUUCUUACAAGAGCCAGCUGAAGCACAUGGAGUUUGAGGAAAAAACAAAAAUCACAAGGAAAGAGAGAACAAAAGUUUCAACACCUGCAGUGACUGAGGGCGAAAUGUUCGACCUACAUGAUGUACCAGUGAGGUCAUUUUCACCUGGCUAUACUAAGGUGACACACUCCAAGGCUAAAAAAUCUUCUACAUUGGAUGAAGACAAAAGCAUCAGACUUGCAAGCACAGAGGAUAAAUCCGUAACCCUUGUGUCAAGUGAAAAAGUAGUGUCUACACAAGACCUGUCCGUAAAGGUUGACUACAUGCAGCGUUAUGAAGCAACGAAGAAAGCUUUGAAAUCUAAGACAAAGUUUGAAACGGUUUCUCAACAGCCAUUCAGUCUCGACCAUACACCAAGGGUGACUGUAAGAAUGCGCUCUCACCGUGUGGCAGCUGGUCAAAAUACAAAAUUCACACUGAACGUUCAAUCUAAGCCAGAGGCACAAAUCCAGUGGUAUCACAAUGGCCAGCCCAUUCAAGACAGCCAUAAGUAUCGGAUGUAUAACAUGAGUGGAGUGCUUUCUCUCCAAAUCAUCAACUGCCAGGAGGAAGACAGUGGGACAUACCGUGUUACCUGCACAAAUGCAAAGGGAGAAGCCUCAGACUACGCCACUCUAGACAUUUCUGAAAGUGGAUUUUCUUCAUUUACAUCUCAGCGCAGAGAUGAAGAACCUCCGACUCCUUUUAUACCUGAAAUGACAAGAACAGAUGUUUAUCAUGUGUCAUCAACAAAGGCAUUGUCUACAGCCGAAUCACGCGUUUCAGAAGCGGUAACUGAAACCAAAACCUUAGAUAUCAAAACAGAGGCAACGGAAACAGUUAUUCAUGAAGAGUAUGCAUCAUCAGAGACAAAGAUUCAGACCACAGAAAUUGUAACAGUUGAGGAAGCUCCAGUCGAGACAAAGAAACCAACCAUUUCUGCUACAAUUCUUACUAAGCCACAGUCACUCACAGUUUCUGAGGGGGAGUCAGCUAAAUUUACAUGUGAUGUGGAUGGUGAGCCAGCACCCACUAUAACUUGGUUAAAGAAGGGACAGGCUGUUGUUUCAUCUCACCGUUAUCAUGUAACAACGACAGAAUAUAAGUCCACAUUUGAAAUUUCACAAGUUGAAAUUUCAGAUGAAGGUAACUACACAUUGGUUGUGGAGAACUCUGAGGGCAAACAAGAAGCGGAAUUUACUCUGACUGUUCGCAAGCCAACACCUGUGCAAAAAGUUCUGGCUUCCCCUCCAAGAGUGAAGUCUCCAGAGUCCCCUCGUCUGAAGUCACCCACAGGGAUUAAAUCUCCACUGAGAAUGAAGUCACCUGAACCAAUUAGGUCACCACAAAGAGUCAAGUCUCCAUUUACAGCUAAGUCGCCAGUUCCAAAAGAAAAAACAACCAAGCCAAUCUUUUCAGUCGGGCUGGAUGAUAUUGCUGCUGUGUCAGAUACGAUCAUCAAGCUGGAAGUAAAAGUUACAGGUGUGCCUAAACCAGUGAUUUCCUGGAUGAAAGAUGGAAAGAUUGUCUCUCAGGGUGGAAAAUAUGAAAUAUUUGAGGAGCACGGUUCUGCAUACCUUGAAAUCUAUGAUGCUGAUGUUACUGAUAGUGGAGUCUAUGAAUGCAUUGCAAAAAAUAGUGAUGGAUCGGUCACUACAAGAUGCACUGUAACUGUUAAAGAAACAAGAAAAUUGACAGCAUUUGCUGUAGAAACAAAAGCCGAAGUAACAGAAGAACUUGUCCGGAAGGAGAUCACUCAUGAGGAGGUCCAGUCCUUCUCAGAAAUUAAAGCUUUGGAAACACAAACAACAUUGACUCAUGGUCAGGCUUGCACACUGAAAGCAAAUAUCCCUGGGGCUUCAGAUGUAAAAUGGAUUCUGAAUGGAGUGGAAUUGAUGAAUUCAGAACAAUAUAGAUAUGGAAUUUCUGGAAAUCACCACACUUUGACCAUUAAGAGAGUGCGCUCCCAUGAUAGAGGAAUUAUCACAUGUGAGGCAAAAACUGAACAGGGUGUGGUCAAGUGCCAAUUUGUCACAACAGUCAGUGAAAAACUAUCUAAUGCACCAAGCUUCCUAGUGCAACCACGCUCCCAGAACAUAAAUGAAGGACAGGAUGUGAUACUCUCCUGUGAAAUAAUGGGUGAACCUACCCCAGAAAUUGAAUGGUUUAAAGACAAUGAAGUGCUAUCUGUUACAUCAAAUAUGAAACUGAGCCGUUCUAAGAAUGUGUACAAACUGGAGAUUCAGAAAGCCACUGUUGAGGACAGUGGCAAAUACACAGUGAAGGCCAAGAACCAAUUUGGACAGUGUUCUGCAACAGCAUCCCUGAAUGUUCUUAUUCUGGUUGAAGAACCUUUCAAAAUGAUAGUAUUGAAGAAAAGCUCAGCUGCAACCAGUAUUCAAAGUAGCAGCUCUGCCUUGCAUAUGGCUUCAACAAUACAGGAAAGAACAAGCAGCAGCUCCAGCAUGUCUCAGAUUAAAUUUCAAAGCAUGUCAGCAACUAGCAUGACCUCAAUGACAUCUGAAUCUAUGGUUGCCAUGGGUGCACACAGCAUGAUGGAAAUGUCUAGCCAUGCACAUGUCGCGGGAUCGGCCCUCGCAUCCAUUGCAUACAAACGCAAAGGUAUACCACCUAAAAUUGAGGCUGCCCCUGAGGCUAUUAGCAUAGAGUCUGGAAAGAUUCUGACCGUGGCCUGUGCCUUCACUGGAGACCCAGUGCCAAAUGUUGAAUGGUCACAUUCAGGGAGGAUACUGUCCAGUGAAGAGAGUAAAAGGUUCCAGAUUGAGACCACUGAGGACACUACUACAUUAAUCAUUACCGGCAUUAAAGAAAACGAUGCUGGAGCGUAUACCCUCAAACUAUCAAACGAGCUCGGCUCUGAUUCUGCUACCGUCAAUGUCAGCAUUCGAUCUAUGUGAAAAAAAUAUAUAUAUUAAUUCAGUCCAUACCCCCUUUUUCCUUUCUUCAAUAUAUUUUAUUUAUUGAACAAGUAACAAAAAAAAUACUGUUCUAGAUGAAGACCUGGAUCUGUUCUGUAAAUAUGAACUAUUUUUAUACCAAACUUGACAAUAAUUUAUGCCAAACUAGACUUAAGUCUAAAGUUGUUAUAAAAUGUGCCAUAAUGGGUAAUUAUGACUUUUUGAACCAUUUUUCUGUGACAUGUACAUAAUGUAUAUAGCCGAAUUUACCGGUUAUGGGAAAUGUAUGAAUUGUUAUUUAUGACAAGAAUUACUUAAACACAUGGAACGAAAUGUUUAACAGGAGAAAGUUUCUCGCAGAACGAAUACCCUGUGAAACCUGAAACAAAUUAUGUGCCUCAACAAUACGUUGAAGUCUUAAGAUUGCCUCAACAGGUAGAGAGGCUCCCUGUUGAAGUUCUAAAUCAAAGGGACAAAACUAUGCACUGUACAUCUGUGCGUAUAGUAUUUCAGUUACUCAGAUGAAUUUAUAACUUGACCAUAAGACCUUGAAUGCUGUUUGUGUCUUACCCUCACAUAAGCAGCAUGACUAGGCCUUUUGUUCAGACUGACUAUAUCAUAUCACCAUUUUAAUGACACGCUCAACGUGCAAGCGGCCAGCGCGUUGAGCUGAUGAUGAUAUGUGCACAUGUUCUGUCAAAGGACUGUUCGAAAUUGAUAUUAUGAAUGCAACAUCACCUGGCCAUUAAUUUCGUUAUCAAUUCAGACACUCUUUUGCAGAAUCUGUGCCACCUCUUGGAGGAAAGCUAGGUUAUAUUGUGUGUGUUUUUUUUUUUGUGUUAGUGUGUGUUAGUAUUAGAAUCUCACCUUGUCAGGGCAAUUGUCAAGCGGUGUACCACAGUAACUACAUCUGCUGUGCAAAGAAAACGUGAAACACGUGAAUGCAAUACCCUGCACUUUGAUUCAAUAGCAAUUAAUAUAUGUAGAAUUACCUAUAUUAUUCUGCCUCCUUGAGUUUUAUGAAUUUUUGAUUUAAUAAAGCAUGAAUUCAGCACCAUAAA
Silurus meridionalis is the source of this 84326-nucleotide messenger RNA. It is a transcript of the gene ttn.1, whose product is annotated as titin, tandem duplicate 1. Gene Ontology annotation, biological process: protein phosphorylation. Gene Ontology annotation, molecular function: protein binding; ATP binding; protein kinase activity. The record is from RefSeq and is a predicted model, not a curated record. The transcript is spliced from 205 exons. Lineage: Eukaryota; Metazoa; Chordata; Actinopteri; Siluriformes; Siluridae. Bases 217 to 83265 code for a protein of 27682 amino acids.